AUGGCCUCUCCUUGCUCAGCUGUCCUGCUAGGGGAUUCAGCUGCCUUUGCUGCUGCCCUCAGGACUCUCAUCAACAACCCACAGUUCAGGUGAGCCAGCUGGGAGACCCAGCUAAGAGAGCCUGGGGAUCAAGGUGGAGCUGGGAGUGAAGGCCGCAACAGGGAGGUAAACUGGAGAGCAGGUUUUAAGUUAGCUCUGCCAGGCUGUUGAGCUGGGAAGAUUCAUAAUACUGGGUCACUGUGAAGAGAAGAAACAGACCCCACCCUGCUCCACUAUCUGCUAAACUCUCUUGCAGAUUUGGCUCGUGACUGUCAAGGAAGCGUUACAUGUUUGUAAGCAGUACAGAAAUACUGUGGUGAAUGAUACCGCAUAUAAUGGUGUUAUCUUGGAUCCUCUGCUUUUAGGGAUCAUGAAAAGUGGGAGGGGAUAUCUGAAAAAGGUUUUAAAAUUAUCAAAGAAAGGAAAAUUAUCCUCUCACCCAGGUGCAAAUAAUCUGAUGAGAUAUUUUUUGCAUGCAUUAUUGUGGGAGAGGUUGGAACAGUUUGUUUUUAAAUCACAGUUGUAAAUUUUUUAGUGAUAAGUCUAUUGCUUUAUCUUUUUGUAAACUGCUCUGAUGUUUUUUUCUACAAUCAAGUGGUAUAUUUUGUGUGUGAAAUAAAUAAGCAGAUUAGAAUACAAAAUAUGUUAUUAAGGCAUGGGUCAGCUGCUCCUAUGAGCUUUUCUGUUGUUGUUUUUUCAUGUGGAGAUGAUAGUAAAGGUGAAACCCUAUAUACCAGAAGCACAGCAUGAGUGAUUGGCUGUGCAUUAUUGUGUCAGCUGGGAAUGCUUUGGCUACCCAAAAUAUCAUACAAUACAGCCUUUACUUCACCAGUUUGAUGCCCUCUAGAUGUUUUGACCGUCAACUCCUAUCACCCCCAGCCUGCUUGCAGUUCAGAACAACUGGAAGGUGCCAGGUUGACAAAACUGGUUCAAUUGAUGGGCACAGCAGAGCAAUCCUACAAGGGGUUGGGGAUGUAUGGAGUGGCAGAUUCCUACCUUUCAUCCAUUGCCCUGCCCAAGGUAAGGGCCCUGUCCAUGCUAGGAUCCCCAUCAUGGCACCAUAGCACUCCACAUUGGGUCUUUACACCUUGUUAUCUGCCUCUUUCUGAGUCACAGCUUUGCCUUCUGUAUGACACCAGAAUCUAUCUUUCAUAAACAAGGGGGAGAAACACUGGUGUAGCCUUGAGCACAAUUUACAGGCCAGGCCAGUGGCCUGUCCACACAAACAUUUUGCUUUCAACAAAUGUGGGAUUAUUUUGGCAACAUGCUGCAUGUCCUGCUGACCACUCUGAUUAACAAUAGUAUUGCUAGGUACUUAAAGGGUCACGAAACAGAUCAGCAACAACCUUGCAUGAAUAUUAUAGGGUACCUUUAGACAAAUGAAGCUGGUAGGUGGCUCAGGUCUAACCAUCGCUGCACUUAGAUGCACAUCCUGCAUAUUAAAAAGGCGGACCCUGCACAAAAGGACAGGAGAUAUGGGGGCCCGUACAAAAGACUCAGGGCUUCAGCCCCCUGUACCAAGAAUGCCUUUGCUGUUUAACAUCCACUGGAUUUUCUGUGUUAAUACUGAUACUUGUUAGGUAAUAGUUAUUGAAGAGAUGCAUUAUAAGCAUCCUCUCCAAAGAUGCUAUCCUCUUGAGUGAAGUACUACUUACCCGGAACUUGGUACUUAAAAAGGUUCCAUGUAAUAGCUCUUAACUGCACGGAGAGCCUGUUAUCUCUUGAUUCCUGUUAUGCAGUGCCUGAGCACACUCCCAUUUCCCGACAGUGAUGACUGGCCCUUCACAACCCGCUCCCGAUCUAUGUUUAGAGGUGCUACAUCAGUGAUGGCCAAACUUGGCCCUCCAGCUCUUUUUGAGACUACAACUCCCAUCAUCCCUAGCUAACAGGACCAGUGGUCAGGGAUGAUGGGAAUUGUAGUCCCAAAACAACCGGAGAACCAAGUUUGGCCAUCACUGUGCAACAUGGACAACAACAUUUUGAAACAAUUAGCUGCUUUCACCUGUUUUAUUGAUAAAAUUGAGCUUCUGUGUAUAUGUCAUGUUACCUCAUCUGUGCCUCAGAUGAUGGACCCAGGACUGAAGCUAGGCUUCUCUCAAAGGAUUCUCAGCCCUACUUCCUUGAUUGCUUACUUGAUAUUGCAUACAACAUGAGAUGGGCAUCAAACCUGUGAAAAAUUGGAGCUUCAGUUUGUGCUAAUGUCCUAAUCUGUGAAUGCUCUUCAGUCAGUGCUAAUGCCCUAAUCUGUUAAUGCUGGUUGAGUAAAAGUUUGAGGAUCAAUGCAUUAAUUAGUUUCUUAGUAUUACUUCAUACGUUUAAUUCAGCUUAGAACUGAUAAUCAUUUUUUGUCCUCCAAGCCAUCGGAAAUGGCUGAUACUUAAGCAGAAUUUGAGGUGGAGAUUUCCCUCCUUAUUCAAUGUGGGUUGCCUUGCUUUUUGGAAAUAUCAAGAUGUGUUUUUCUAAAUGCUUUCCCUAUCCGAAUUGUGCUACUGGUACACUGGUCACAUUGCAUGAUUUUCAUCUGUAAUAAACAGGAUAUUUUCCUAUUACAAUAUCUAAUUUAGAGGAUUGCAUCGGGGAUUGCAUGGGACAAGUGAAGAUUCUUUUCCCAUGAAGAAUUUGGUCAGGAUAUAAGCGAUUUUUCUAGGGGCUUACCAUACAGAAUUGCAUUAUGUGGUUACUGAAUAUAGAGGAGCCUGCCUCUACAUUCUAGAUGAAAUUUCAGUUUUUAUCAGUUUCUCAUUUUUUCAUACUUAAUUUCAAUCCAUCAUAUUUCUGCAUCACUUUGAUAUUUUUUUAAAAAGUCCCCCAAAUUUGCAAGGAGAUUUUAAGCAGAUUGUAUUUGUACAUUGCAGUAGUGUUGAUGAGGAGCUAUCCCAACUGCAUGUGAGGAGACCAUUUUAUUCCUCCACUGAGGGUCUUUCUAGAGAGAUGGUUUGUUUGGUUUUGCACAGUGUUGAUUCCUAUUUGUUCCUUGGGGAUGCAGAGCCAUUGCUGAAUGAAUACUGCAUUUUCCUAGCUGUCAAACUAUAUUUUGUUGUCAUUGAAAAGAAUGAUAUUUUCUCCUCACCUGUUAACAUGUCCACUGUGAAUGAGAGUGCUGAAUGGAAUGUGCUCAUGGGCGUAGCCAAGGGGGGAGGCAGGGAGGGGCAGCUGCCUCCCAUAAUCAAUAAAAAUCAAUAGAAAUACAUAGCAAACUGGGGUUCUGCCCCCUAACAAAAGGCCUGCCCCCCAUGCUACGCCCAUGAAUGUGCUUGUGUGAAUAUUCCAGCCUCCUAUGGAUAGCACCUAUGACUUAAUUAGUUGCACAUAGCAUCAUGGUGUAUCAUUAUUAUUACAAUAACAAUAUCAUCACCAAUCAUUAUAACAAAAAUUAUACUAGUGCAAUAUCUUCUUUAGAGGCGUAAUGCUUCCCACUAAUAAAAAGACAUUUAACAGAAGGCUGCCUCCUUUGGUCUACAGUAGUGGAUGCUAUUUUGUGGUACUUUCACUUUAUAUUGAUUUAGUUUGCACUCCAUCUUCAACAAUGGAACAUGUGUGUCCCCUGCUUUUACUUUCAGGUGUUGGUGUCCCCCUGCCCUCCUGCAGCAAGGCAUGAUAUUAUUCAACUGGUGCUAGCUCGGGGCUGGGAAAAGCCCAGGGAAAGUGCAGCUUAUUUAGCAACUGAUACUUUCUAUAAUAUGUUACUGCGGCUGUUUGCGUUGGUGUAGUUAGCAACUGAGAUGAUUGUUUUGUUUCAGAGGAAUUGACAUUUUACGAACAGGUGUGAGUCAAAAAUGCAGAUUAGUUUUCUGGUACAUAGAGGUCAGCGAGAAAGCCGCUAAGGUAAUGGAAAAUGAAGUGAAGUGAAGUCAAUUACAGAACAGGCCCUGCUGUGGCUACCUGGGUUUACAUACCCGUGUACUGUAAUGUGGCAGGGAAAUCUUCCUACAUCCGUGCUUCGACUCAAAGCAACUGUAGCAGGCCCUUUCUAUAACUCUGGUGCCCUUACAUAUACAAUUGGGCAAUUCAACAUACUGCUUGGAACACAGAAGUAAGCAUCAGGUGGCUGCUUUACUUAAGCCCAUGUAGAUUGCCAAAUUAUUCCACUUCUACUUCAUGCUGAUCUGGUCAUGUGCAGCCACUUGUGUUAAACUUAUUCAUCUUUUUUGCCAUGCUGUUGCUUCCUGAUCCCCUUCAGGCUCCGUGCCCACCCACCCUUCAGAGUACCAUCCAGGUCACACUGGGGUGGAGAAAAGCAAGUCAGUCUGUACAUUACAUGAGCUACAUAGAUGUGCCUGCAUUCCUUAAUUGUUUACCCAAAUUUCCAGAAUGUGCCCCCACCACCUGCAGCUCAAACCCAGCACUGAAGGGGUGGAGUUGUAAGGGGAUUUUACCCCCUGGUUUGGUUCUGGAUCAGAUUAGUCACCCACCCCUGUAAUUUGUAGUAUUACAGGAUAUAAUAAUGGCCACAAACAUGGAAGGCUUUAACAGGGGGUUAAACAAAUCCAUAGAGGAUAAGGCUAUCUGUGGCUUCUGGCCAUGAUUCUGGAGGUGGCAUGCCUCUGAAUAUCAGCACAAAUGGGGAGGGUGCUAUUACUCUCAGGGCCUGCUUGUGAACUCCCCAGGGGCAUCUGUUUAGCCACUGAGAGAGCAUGAUGAUGGAUUUGAUGGGCCUUCAGCCUGAUCCAGCAGGGCUCUUCUGUUGUAACAUGUAGUUCGACCCCAGGAAACAAUACAUGGAACCCAGAUAGUGUAUUUACUGAGUUUGCUGAAACUGAGGAGGAACAGCAGGAAAUCAAGUGCGCUAUUAAAAGGCCCCAUUCAAGUGCUUUAUGCUUUAUUUCUAAAAUGAGAACUUUUGAGGUUAAUGCCACAGCUCUUACUCCAUUCUUUCUGUAUGGUGACUGGCUUUCUUCAUGCAGUGCUGAAGAGAAGGCUCUCUGCUUGAUGAUAUUACUGCUUCAUUUAUUCUAGGACUAAAUCUGGCACUCGGGUUGCCACCUGUCCCUAGAUAGAUGUGAUUGUCCUUUCUUUGGGGGGGGGGGAGAAAUGUGUUCCCUGUCCUGUUCGGACUUCAAACAGGACACCUUUUUCAUGUAUUCAAGCACAUCCUGGUCCUCCUCAAUGUGGGCAGAGGUGGGUCCGAUGGGAGCAGGUGAGCGAGAGCCUGAGUGGGAGUUUGUGCAGGCAGAAGGUGGGUCCAUGAGGAGGAAAGCUGAGAGCAAGAGUUAUUGCCGGACACAGGCAGAAGGUUGGGCGGCACUGGGUGGAGCAGUUCAAGAGAGAGUUUUUGUGUGGGCAGAGGGUAGGUGUUUGCAGCGCACGGGUCUUAUAGCCCAGCCAGGAGGGCUUAUGAUGAAAAAGUGGUAGGCAUGGAAGGGCUUCAGCACCAGCUGCUCUACAGCUGAUCAAAGAAAGGGGGAUGCUGCUGAACAUGUAGUUUGUUGGCCUACUGCAAAUUUUCUUUGACCACAGGCCAGCUGAACUCUGCAAGAUGGUUCUCAAUGGGGAGUGUAGCUGGAGAAAGGGGAGAGCAGGGCAGGGCAUUGAGAAGUGUGCAUGGUAAACUCAUUGCCUGUUUUCCCACAGUGACGUGACAUUUCUGGUAGGCAGAGAGCAGAAGGAAAUCUUUGCCCAUCGCUGCCUCCUCACUUCCCGCUGCCAGGCACUCCAUGCAAUGUUAAGCCAGCCCCAGGAGAUGCAAGCCCCACUGAUCCUGAGCCACGUGCAGCCAGAGGUGUUCCUCGCAGUCAUUGAGUAUCUGUACACCAAUAAUGUCACCCUCAACAACAACAUUGUAAGUAUGACUUGUAUUAGUACAGGCUUGGCUUGCAGUGAAGUGAGUAAAUGGAGAAUGGCUUAAAAUUAGUAAAUGGUAUUAUUAAUGUGCUUAUGAGGAAACACAAACCUUUUAAGUCACCCUUGCAGAUCAAUUAAAAAAUGUUACCAACACGAGUCUUGACAGAUAAUAAUAGGUCCUCCCUGCAACCUUUUCCAUUGUGUGUCUGAUUUUUACAGCUGGUCCUGUUUGCAGAUUCAGUGUACACAAUUUUAAAUCAUGGGUACUGUACAUAUAUAUUUCUCUAUAAAAAGUAACCCACACAGUCUAUUGUUGUUAAAAAGCAAAGGUGGAUGAUGUUUUCAUCCAUAAGAUGAUGAUGAUUGAAGUAAGUCACUUCUGCUUAUUAUGCGCUAUAUUUAUAACGGCAAUCUGGUAAAACAGAUAUGUUAGUGAUUAUGCUGAUAAUGGAGAGAGAGAGAGAGGCCCUGCUCAUAGCAAUCUAUUCACCUGAAAAUAAUCAAUAUGCACCCCACAUACGUACUUAAUCUCAAGGCUACUCUAAACCACAGAAAGGGCAGCAACCACCCUGGUAUAAUGCAGCUGUUGCUUGGUUGAAUGUGCUAAGACUCAGUUCUAGUAAAACAGUAGUGAUAUUUGAAAGCUGAGUAGCAUCAGUGUCUUAGUAUUGGAUUUGCUCCAUCCUCUGCCGCAUUGCCCUGUGUCUAGCAUCUCUGUCUUGUAUCACAGAGCCAGUUAUUUGAGCUCUGAAAAUCCUGUCUCUUUUCACUGCAGAAGAUCUAGAAAUUGGGAGAGGAUGUGGGCUGGGUGUCUGUGCAAGAAUGCUGACUUAAUCAACCACCAUUAGCAGCUUCCACAUACGGUAAUUGGGUUGUUACUUAGGUUUUUCUUAAUUUAAAAGCUGUUGAAUCAGAUCUGUGCAUCUCCUAGUGAUUUCAGACUGCAGCCAAGUAAGGCAGUGAAAUUACUUGUGAGUCAGUGCAUUAGUUUCAAGAUUAUGUUUAGCACCUAAAAUGGAGCAGCAAGCUCAUAAAAUGGAGGCUUUUUUACUGGCAGAGAUGAGGGAAAGUCUCUGAUGAGCACCACAAAAUCCAAUUCUCUCCAUCAAUGUAAUAUGUGUAGCACAUCCUCUUUUUAGCUAACCCUUCUCUAUUUUACGUUUUAUUUUUAACAAAUGUUUAGGAUAGGGGCCCUCUUGUUCACUUGUGCAGUGAUUGUAGAAUACAGAUAAUUUGGUCUGUGCCUUUUCCCCAUUGUGCAUUAGCAAGCAGGGAAGACCACAUUUUUCUCUUACUGAUUCAGGGACCUUUUCUUUUUUGGAAAGUUCCAUCUGGAUGAAGCUGUUUUUUUGGAUGAGGGUGGAUGCAGCUGUGGCCCUCCACCAUCCCUGACCAUAGGAUAUGUGGACUGGGUCUGAUUGGAAUUGGGAGUCCAACAACAUCUGCAGGGUCACAGGUCCCCUGCCCUGAUCUAGAUUCACAGAAUUCUGUUCUGGGCUUGGUUUUGGGAAAGAAAUUGCUGUCAUCAUGCUGGUCGAAAGUUUCAGUUUUGAUCUGUAGAUAUAUUAUUCUAACCUUGUUUUAUAUCAACCACUGUGGAAAUAUUCCUUCAGUAAGGGCGGUAUAUAAAUAUUGUAAACCAAUCAAUAUAUUGUCAUAGGAAGAAAGGGGCAACCUUAAGAUUUGGAAAAACUUCCUUCUCUGUUAAUCAGCAGAUAGCUGUUGUUCAGGUUUUACAUAUGCCUGCAGUAUUGGCAGCAUCUCACUCCUGUGACUCAGCUUCUCUGUCAGGAGCUGCCUCCAGGGAAGGUUGAAUUCCAGCCCUGUCAUCAUAAAAGGACAUAGAAGAUGGUGUAUUUGACAUCUCGCUGCCUCCCUCUGUCAUUCCCUACUGUGAAUGAUUAGAGACUGAGUUUGUACCACCCAAACAAAUUCAAAAUCAAAUUCAAAUAGCUUUGGUUAUUUUAUGUAAGAAUAAAGGUAAAGGGACCCCUGACUAUUAGGUCCAGUCACAGAUGACUCUGGGGUUGUGGCGCUCAUCUCGCUUUACUGGCUGAGGGAGCCGGCGUACAGCUUCCGGGUCAUGUGGCUAGCAUGACUAAGCCGCUUCUGGCAAAACCAGAGCAGUGCACAGAAACGCCAUUUACCUUCCCACUGGAGCGAUACCUAUUUAUCUAAUUGCACUUUGACAUGCUUUCGAACUGCUAGGUGGGCAGGAGCUGGGACCGAGCAAUGGGAGCUCACCCUGUCGUGGGGAUUCGAACCGCCGACCUUCUGAUUGGCAAGCCCUAGGCUCAGUUGGAGAUGGGGAGAGAAAUAAAGAGACAUAAAAAUGUUGCCCUCCCCCAGUUUUUCAAUUACACCAAUCUGUCCCACCCCACCCCCCUCCAAAAAACGAAAAUAUUGCAAUCAGUGCUAUUUUUCUGGAAAAAGAGGUGCUGGAACUGAGUUCCGGUGAGUUCUGGCUGAAAAAGCCCUGGUUGCUAUAUUGGUCGAUAAAAAUAUCCAAAAUCCAUAGCUCUUCAAUGCCAUGCUUUUGUGACAUUUUUGUGGUCCUGAGAGAUGUAUUGCUCAACUAUGGAUUUUUGAAUAUUUGCCAUAGAAACCAUAAUCAGGUAUCGGGUACAUUUUUUUCAUUACAUCAACAACAACUUCUACAUAAGGUAGAGUCUGGAUUUAUUAAAUAGGUAAUAGUUUGAGAGUAUAUGAACUGCAGUUUGUUGACAUUCAUCAGGGAAGUUUGGACUGUCCUCUUGCUGGCUGCACCAAACUCAUCUGAUCCUUAUAAUGUUUUCUCUUAUUCUCUCUCACACAGCUCAGGACGUUGCUUUCAUUCUUUGGAAUUUUUAGCAGCCACACCCAGCAGCAUGAGAAGGGCUGGAUGUUUCAUGGGCUGGGAAGAACAUUAUACCCAGUAGAAAUUCCAGGAGAGAUAUAACAUCUAUCCAGGAUGGGGGCAGAGGGGGAGCAAGCUCUAGUAGACAAGCCUAGAUUCUAGGGUUUAAGGGUUUAAUUUGUUCUUAAUCUGUAGAAAUGUGAUGAUUAUGAACCCAAAAGGGGCAGAGAAUUGCAGCUGCCAACUUUGUGAACUGAAGAGUCCACAAUGGUGAGAAGAAAAUGUAGGGAAAUAGGAUUUUGAAAAGAGGGAACUACAAACUCAUGUGUGUGUGUGUGUGUGUGUGUGUGCGCGCACACACACACACACACACACACGUGCCAUUAAAAUGAAUAUAUUGGCUAGGAUGCUGUUUUUAUUCCAAUCAAUCCCAAUUGUAAACAAUUUAAGCUACUUCAAAGAAUGGAAAAAGAUAUCUCUAAAUAUAUCUGGCGGGGGGAAAGCCAAGAAUUAGACAUAAAAUUAUGAUAGAUACAAAAGAAAGAGGAGGCUUUGCUCUGCCAGAUUUGCAAAUGCAUUAUGAGGCAGCUUGUUUGUGUUGGUUAAAAGAAUGGAUUAUAUUGGACAAUGCAGACAUCUUAGAUCAGGGGUCAGCAAACUUUUUCAGCAGGGGGCUGGUCCACUGUCCCUCAGACCUUGUGGGGGGCCAGACUAUAUUUUUUUGGGGGGGAGAAUGAAUUCCUAUGCCCCACAAAUAACCCAGAGAUGCAUUUUAAAUAAAAGCACACAUUCUACUCAUGUAAAAACACCAGGCAGGCCCCACAAAUAACCCAGAGAUGCAUAUUAAAUAAAAGGACACCUAAUCAUGUAAAAACACGCUGAUUCCCGGACCGUCUGUGGGCUGGAUUUAGAAGGUGAUUGGGCUGGAUCCGACCCCUGGGCCUUAGUUUGCCUACCCAUGUUUUAGAUCUAGAGGGUCACCGCUUAACAUUCGACUGGCAUGCGUGUCUCUGAUAUGGGAAGGCUAAAACCUACAACAGUUUUAUGAAGCACACCCUUAGGAAGAAUCUGUAUAGAAUCUGGGAGAAAUAUAAAAAUCUGCUGGAAAGAAAAACACCUUUAUGGCUAUCUCCCAUUGAGGCAAUUACAAUUAAGAGAGUUGAUAUGGACAGACAAUGGGCGAUUUACAGGGAACUGGUGAAUUUUACAGCGGGGGGACGACCCAAACUAAAUUCGAUGGGAAACUUUAGAAGCCAAGUUACGGUUUGGUUGCAGUAUCACCAGAUAUACGACAUGUUUAAAUUAGAAAGAAUGGAUUUCUGGACCAAAGCUCACAACCUGAAAAACAACUCUUAGAAAAUAAGGAGAAACUUCUGUCUAAAAUGUAUAUUUUUUUUAUUAGAAUGGGAAACAAAAGACGAGCUUGUUAAAGCUUCAAUUACACACUGGGCAAUAGAUAUUGGACACAAUAUAGAUCAUAACCUCUGGGAGAAACUUUGGAAAAGCAUAUUUUUGUGGCACGAGUGCUGGAGGGUGGAGGGUAGGAAGGGAAAGUCCCAUCGUGUGAGCAGCAGUCUAAUUGUGCAAGUCAAAUUUUGCCCAGAGAAACUUUACAGAAAGCUGAAGGGCAAAAGACCGAGAAAAUCAGGAUGGAUUCAGGCAUGUGCCAUCAUUGCCGAUAGAACAGAGCAUUAAGUACCGAGAGCGUGCAUUAAUCACUCCUUUGUUUUGACUGUAGGCCCUGGAGGUCCUGACUUCAUCCAUAGAGUAUGGGCUGGAUGACCUCAGAAAGGUAAGCACUAUGCUUUGUGUCACUUAAGUUGAUUCUCCACGAGAUGUAUUUGUAAUGUAAUUACUUCUGCUUGCAUAUUACAGGGUGAGGGAUGUAGGAGUUUUUGCUCAAUGACACAGCCUCUGGGAUGCAGCAGGGCAUGUUAUUGGCUGCUUUAAAAUAGCCUGCUGGUAAUUGAACCCAGAUUCCCCUAAUCCUUAUCAGUGGAUCCCACACAGACAUGCCUUCCAUUGUGUGCUCUCUUUCACAAUGAAAGCAGAAUCCCACAACUGUGGGUGCUAGAAGGCCAGAUCCACACAGUGUCCUCUGUCUGUAUCCAAACCUGGCAAUGUUAAACUUUGGACUGCCCCACCCCAAUCUGCUUUUUGGAUGCAUUACUUCACUUCAAAAUGUGGUGAGCAGCCCAUAUUUGGAGAUCCUUCCUGACCAUUCUGUUGAGCAAGGGCUCUGGACUCUGUCCCCAAAUCCUCUUCUGAUGAUGCCACUGAUACUAACUCGGGGAAGUAUUUCACCUUUCUAGCAUCUUCCUGUCUAUGGUGGUGGUGGGGAGGUAAAUCAAUGAUAGUUUGUAAAUGAAAGAUGGAAAGAAAAAUGCUUGCUAUGGACAGUUACUACUAAGCUGAUUUGACUGAAUUGGAAUCCCUGUCCCUUCAACUCCUACAGUUUAGUGGGCAGAAAUGUUGGACUCAAUGACUGACCUUACGUUGGGCCUACCUUAGAUGUUUAUUUUCCACUAGCUAGUGCCUUCUAGCAGCCGCCUACAGAAACUCAAGCAUCUGUGUUACAUUACGUCUUGAUUUCACUGUUGUGGUUGGGGAGGAGGCAGGAAACCUUUCUUCUUGGUUCUUUCUCACUUGUUUCAGGGGAACCUUAGCUAGAGAAAUUGUGAGGGGAAUAGAGGUAGGGAAGCCCCAUGACAAAGCUUGCAAAACAGAAACUCUCUGCUUUUAGGAACAAAGAACUUGCCUUAUCUUUAAAUUACAGGAGACAUGGAAGCAGAAUGCACUGGCUGUGUUCAGGUUCACACCAGCCAUGAAAGAAAAUACACCGCACCAGUACUGUCAGCAAAGCAGCCUUACAUUGGCAGAUUCCUGCUAGCCCAGGAGCUGCCAAACACUGUAAAACUCUGUUCUAAUGACUCCAGUAAAAUUCGCCUUAAUCAGGAAAAUCUAAUCUGGACAGCUUCUGAUUCUGACUGGACUUUGUGUCCAUUUUGGACAACUUCCAGGCCCCUUCCAGUUGUCCUGAUUGGGAGCAUCUUCCUGCCAAACUGAUAACUAGAUUUUCCUCUUGCUGAUUCAGGGUGAUUUCAUGUGUUUACACAAGUCUUCAUAAUGGUGCAUCUGGACAGUGGAGGCCAGUUCAUCAGGGCAAAUAUGCCAUUCCCCCAACAAUCUCUAUUUGCCCUCAGACAGCCCUCAAAUGCCUGCCUUCUUAAUUACAUCCACUCCAGUGAGUUGCCCUGGCUAUGGGCUUCCUCAGUUUUGGCUUUACAGAACUCAGCAGGGAAUAAGAUUGGAACAGAAAAAGAAUUAGUUGGCUCUUCCUGCCAUUGGCUCUGGCUCCAUCUACUGAUGGCCUCCCUGUCUUCCAUCCUGCUAGUCCCAGUGGGCAUAACCACCACUGCAGCUCAGCUGGUAUUUUUUGUAUGCAAACUGUUAUUGGUUUUUGCUGAAGAAUGAGAUAUGGGCCCAUUGCACUGCUUGACCCUGCCAACUUUUUGAUCCACGUUCUAUGUUUUUCCCCCCGUCGUAAAGCCUGGAAUUUGUUAAAGACCUACCCCAUCUUGGCCUGCACAGGUUGGUUCCUUCUACAUCUGCAUCACAUCAGGAUGUUUCUGCCAGUGCAGUCCCUGAUUGGUGGACUAUGGUGGUGUUUCCAGGGAUGCUGAUAGCAUGUGCAUCAUUUGGGUCUUUUCUGGCUCUGAGUUUUUCCUUUCCUCCCUGUCUGAGCACACAAUGGAUACAAUGGCUGUUCGACUGGCAUUGCAGCCGUGUGUCCCCCGUCCCGGCAUAAUGUGAGUUUAGGAUUGCUUUGUGUCAGUAACUUUUUAAAUAAUUAAACAAAAGUGCUCAAAGCAAGCUGACAUUAUGCACACCACUGUUGGCACUGCUUACACUGAAACUUGGGACUCCAGGGUCAUGACACUCCCCAGCUGUGAACAGGAUGCUGAGUCAUAGGCUAUAGGGUCACCUGCUGGGAGCCAGACCAGGUGGGUGCUGCUCCUGGGCCCAAGGAACUGAGUGUCUCCUAUGCUCCCUCGCCAGUUCAUCGGUGCAGGGUGUGCAUGAGGUACUAUGGGGUGCAGGAGAAGUGUGUUUCUUCAGGUGAGAGGCGACUCCUUAAAGAGACCCUAGUUCUCCUAAAGGGGGCAGAGCUUAGAAGAGGUGGAUGGGAAGCCGAGGUUCAACAUUCCCCCAGUUCUUCCAAUCCUUGUUGGAGCAAGUUACUCACUAGGAGCUCUCUUUGCUGCCUUGUCCUGUGGGUGCAUUUGCAGGGCAGGGAGUUAGAGGGGACACUGUUCGGGAUGUGUAAAGUAUAUAGAACAAUUUGAAUCAUAAUGGAGGAGGCAUCUUUUAUGACAUUCUCUGCCAUCACAAUCCAUUUGUAUAUUUGUUAUCAUUGGAUAUGUAUAUAGAUGGAGGAAGAAAAUAUGGUGCGUAAUAAAACAAGAACAUUUAUUAAUGAAGGCAUGAAUGCAGCUAACAAUUAAUAAUUUGGCCUGCAGUGUUAACAUUCCUCUGUUGGGCAGUUUUGUUAAUGUGUGUAUGUGACUCUGAGUGUUUUAGUAGUUGUGUCCUGGGAAAGGCAUGUUUCACCAAAUUUGUAGCAGCAUGGAACUGUCUAGAAUCCGUCCCUAUCCUGACUGCCUUCCCAGAGAAGACUUAGCAGCAAAGACUCAUAAAACGAUGAGAAAGUAAGCAGAGCUUGAGGAGAGCUAGGUUUCUGGUGUGGGUGAUUUUACUGGUGGUGACAUUAUUUGGGUUAGAAAGAGGAUCUAAGGAAUGGGUGGGGGAAAGUAAACACAGGACAAGUGAGAGCUAGCCAGGAACAUAAAUUUUCCCAGCUGCUUUCGGAUGACUUGAAAGCACGGGACACUGAGUUCACAGGGGAAUUUAAUGACUUGCCACUUCCCUGCUAGGUCAGGAAUCCAGGAAUAGGUCUUAUGUGACUAUUAGGAGUUUCCCAUCUGUUACAAGGAUCUGAGGCUGUAAGGGAAUAGCAGGGAACUCCAUUCUUGUGACUGCACACAUGCAGCGCAGGGUAUCUCACCGAAGGCAACUGAAAAGGAAUCGGUAUCAUUGUCUUAGCACUUAAGGGGAAAUUCUAAGAGACUAAACAGAAGAGAAAGUUUUAGAAAAUGACUGUGAAUGGAUAGUCAUUAUGGAUUUCAUUUGAGGUUUUCUCACAGUAGAGAGGUAGUUAUGUAGAUAUAAAAAGGAAGUGUGAGGAGAGCAAGAAGACUAAUGGGAACAAUUAAUGGUGGGGAAGUAAAACCAUAAUGAAUGAAUUACCGGUAUGAUAACCUGAAUAAAAAUAGUGAUUAGCAAAGGUCAGUUGUGUUCACACUCCCAUUUACUGUGCCCUCACUGCAUUUCUGACCCUGGAUUUUUAAUCUGUGUUCACACAACACUAUCCAAAAUGCAUAUGUAUCCUGUACUUAUAAAAUACUAGUUUGAUGUGUUGUUUCUCAAACCUGCUUAACACAGAUUGGAGCCCUUAAGCUGUUCCUAAUUCUUCUCUAGCAAAAGUGAUAGCACGUUUGCAUAGAGUAAAGUUGCUCCCUUCCCAUCAACACUCCCUGGUGAAACACAAACAGAAAUGAAUCUGACAUUAAUGAAGUCAUGCUGAUGUGAAUAGCUAGCAGAGUUGGUGGGGGGUGGGAAGAGCAAUGAAAUGCACUAGGGAAAAACAACAACUUCAGUGCAUUCUGAGGUGGUAAUGUGAACCCAGCCUUUGCUUUGGGUUCCUUGAUCUAUCUGGCAGACCUUAAUUCUAGGAAGAAUAUGACAAAUGGUGGAUCUAUAUGGUGGUUUUGUGUGCCUUUUCAGAUGACAGCCUCUUGUGGUCUUUGUGUGUGUGCCUUACACAUCCCAAAAUAUAUUACUUUGGAUUUACCCUACUUAACCAAUUAUUGCAGAAAUCCAUCCUUCCCUUUUUUCAUCCCAAAUAGGAGCCAACAUACACCAGAUUUAGGCUUUCUUCCUGAUUUGAGGUUAUCUGCUGUUCAGCCAGUUACACGCUGACUCUCUACUGUUUGCCUUCAGAGUUAUUUAAACAAGGCUUGAAAUAUUUGCACAGUCUGUUAAAUUCCAUGACGAGGGGAGGUGGAAAGGUCUUCUCUCUCUACCUUUAUCCUUUGUCACUUUACAGAAGUUCAGAGCUUUUGUAAAUUCAUCCACAUGCAAAAAGGUUCUAGUCAGAGAUACUGGCAGGGCAAUAUGUGAUUGCCAGAAUGUAAAGGGACAGAUCAGGAAUAGAAUAAUUCCCCAUAACCAUCAAUUAGCAAAAUAUGUUAGCAACUGCAGAACUGUUUGGAGAGGAAGCAUGAAGCAAACGUGGGGGGCUUGUUGCAGGAUGGGAAAGUAAAAAUAAAAUAUUUUUAUUGGUCUAAAUUAAAUAUUUAUAUCCUUCAUCCAAGGAUCACAGGGCAGUUUUCAAUAUAAAGACACAAAAAUACAUAACAUAAUAAACCAAACAAUACCCCGCUCCAGUUUAAAAGGCCAUAGAUUGUUUAAUUAGCCAAAGAUAUGUAAUAAUAUUCAUGAAGGCAAAAGGUGAGCCUCCCGGGGGAGAGUAUUCCACAAAUGGCAAACAGUUGCAGAAAAUGCCUGUUCUUCUGUUGCCAUCAUCUGGACCUCUUGUGGAGUUGGUUCAUAUAGGGAGAGGCAGUCCUUGGGUUAUUGUGGUCAACAGAAAAUAGAAAACAACAACAAAGUAAUCAAACAAAAUAUUAUAAAUGAAAUAAAUUACUAAGCUGAAAACUAAAUACAGAUCCAAUUACAACCUACUCUUCCAUAACUUAGCUGGCAAAAUGUCUCGCCAACCCAUUUUGAGGCAUGUCCUCAUUUUUCUAGGAUCCAGCUGGAAGGGAACCUGCAAACGCCUUGGGUACCAAACCUAAUAUCACCUUGGUGUGGUUGCCCCUACAACUUUGAUAGGAAUUUGACAGGAAGGGGAUUGUAUGCCAUCUGCUUUACCACACUGCUGUUUGUCACAUUUGUAUUCUGUUCCUCCAGAGAUCUCAGAGCAGCUAACACAUGGUUCCAGGUCAUCCCGGCUGCACUCAGCUAGUUAGAUUCCGCAAUAGAGCUGGGAUAGGUACCCGUGCAGUAUGGAACUGAAUUACAUGGAGAAACACAGGGUGCUUACAGACUGUCGCUAUUUUGGGAUGGGCUUUAAUCACAUACUGGCAAAUUGAGGUUGCACCACUGAAGUUAAUUUGGAACUGCUGCACAAAACCAGACCUUUUGCGGUAAGAAAAAGUGAUGGGGAAAUGCACUGGAAAAUGUGAGAUAAAAUUUGCUUGACACAAUGCCGUCUAAUCUUCCUGCAAACAAAUUGGAAUGAAAACUCAAUAAAACGGCAUCUGGAAGCAACCUUGGACUCUCCUUGUCUUCAGGGAAGCGGCAGAGAGAGACAUCUGGGAAGAGGCUUGGGUUCUUCUUGCCACGUUUCGUUCUGAUUAUCAUUUACAACCUGUCCUGCUGGGAACUCAUGAGAACGCAGACGGCUUCCAUUCCCGGACACAUCUGAUGUUUCUUAGGGGCAUGUGAGCAUGCCUUUGAGAGUGGGGCAGGGUUGUUAACAGCUUCUGAUGUGACAAACAGGGAAUGAGAGAAACCCCUGCCAGGAGAUCAGGCCCUUGUAAAUGUUUAUACAAGCAGAUUAUUUGUAGGACCUUUCCACACUGCCCUGCAUAGGACUUUUGGCAUCCCUACAUACCUUUGAGCUUUACACGUUCAUGGGGCCUUGAGAAAUACAAGUGCUUCAUAACUUGAACCUUUGCAUAUGCUGUUUUGACAGUAGCUUGACAUUAGUGAAAUAUACUUUCUGUUAUUUAAAUAUGUUCAAAUCCGUGUCUUGGCAACGGCCUUCAAAACCCUUUGGUGCUCACCUGACAUUUUCAAUCUUUUCUGCAUAAUGAUGAGGGCCAAAAAUUGAUAUAUGUGUGUGUGUGUGUGUGUUUAAGGGGAUCUGCAAUUCCUUUGGUUCAGCAUAAAUCAGGAGACUGGUGUUAUCCUGUUGCCAAUCUCCAGAUGGAAUUAACACAUACAGCCACACUACCUCUAAAGCUCUACUCAUGCCCAGUUUCAAUGCAUUCUGGAAAAAUCAAAACUAACCUCCAGAAGUGUAGCCAGCAGUGCUACAAUGAAUAUGUGCACAUUUGGCAGUUAUAUCACAGUCUCCCACACUCGCUGAGUUCUUUUACAGCUGUUUUAGAAAAAUCAAAUUCAUGAAAAUAUGAAUGCUUAUGUACCUCCGUAUAAGUGUGCACACAGCAUUUUUACGAAGGUGAAAACAAUGCAAGUCUCUCCCUUUUGGACUUGCCCCUCAGCUUAAGAGCACUUUCUAUUUAGGAGUGAAAUUAACUAGGUCAGCAGCUGCUGGCAAACUCAGUGGUAUAGUGGUAAAAUCAGAAGUGCAGCUGCUCUUCAGGACAACCCCCACAGCUGCACCCCACAGCCAUACCCCUUCUGAGACUGGGGAACAAAAAUGAAUUUUUGAUCAAUGCAGAUGUUAUGGCUUUAAUACCAAAAGAGCCUUCCUCUCCUCCCCCAGUUUGUUUAACAUCUAGUCUGAUGAAGAGGCUCAGCACAGAUGGCAGGUGUUUUGGCCCACUUCGACAGAUAAACUAGCUGGUUCAGUACAUUUAUAGACCUAUUCAAGCAGCUCUCUCCUACUUGCCACUCCAUAGGCAUGUCAAGACCUGUUGCUGCAUUCCUUGUUCUGCACUGCUAGGGAAGGCAAGGAUUCUGUAAAGGCCACCCAGGUGGGGACGUGCUGCCCUGUUAGGUUGAAGGGCUGGGGGUCACAAUGCUUCACUAGGUACUGUAACCCACAACAGAAGAGAACAAUUGAUCAUAGAGACAGGAAAAUGCACUGCUAUGCAUUUUCAUAACACGUCUCACAACAGUCAGAUUAGGGUAAUGUUCAUUUUCUUUUCUGGAAAGAAAGUGAAACAACAAAAGCCAGCAAAAGUUAGCAGACAGCCUGUUGGUAGAUGCCAGCUUUUUAAUGCUACUGGAUUUCACUUCCCUCCUAUACCUGGGAUACUAGAACCCCAGAGUCUGGGUCCUUCUGGUCCCCUUGACCUAAGCCAUAAAGCCUACAGUUCUCAUAGAACAUGAAGUCCUUGUUCCCAAACCCCUUGUUCAAGCAACACACACACACACACACACACACACACACACACACUCCUCACUCCUAUCUUAUUCCAGCAAGCUAAACAGCAUUUAUCUGUGACACAGCUCAUAGCACACUAAGGUUUCACUUUAAAUGUAUCAGGUGCCCAGGGCAUUCUGAAUUCCAAUCAGCAAAAGAAACGAGCAAGGGAAAACUGAAGCCUACAGCCGAAGUAUGUAUCCCACCUUUCUUUCACAGCAGCAUGUAUAGAUUGUCAGGAGGUCUCCUAGCUAGACACUAACCACACCCAGACCUGCUUAGCAUCAGUUAGAUUUCUAAAUCAUGUUCCUUCAGAUCAUAGCUCUGGGUGAGACACCCUAGCAGAAAGGCAUUGUGUAUUAUUCACUUGUACCUAUAUUACAUGGUUCUGGUUUACACUGCUUAUGUUGCUUACAGAAAUACAUUGGGUUUCCUGCAUUGGCAGGGGGUGGACUAGGUGACCAUUGAAGGCACCAAAUCUGUGACUUUUUUAUUUGUAUUUAAUCAAUUGCAGAGGUGUACCUAGGCUCCCUUGCGCCCUUGGCAAGGAGAUGUAUUGGCAAGGAGAGGUGCAAUUUUUGUGCCCUACCGGGCCUGCUUAGGGGGCCAACUUAGCCAACCUCUAGGUAUGCCUCUGGCCAUUUGCCUCUUCCAGGCCUCUGCGUGUAUUGUGUGUGGAUGGGGAACUUGUGGAGAUGUUGUAGGAUUACUGCUCCCAUCAUCACUGGCCUUGCUGACCAGCGUGGAUGGAAAGUAGAGUCCAGCAACAUCUGGAGGGCCACAAGUUCUUCAAAUAGCCUGCCCCUAGGAAUGCAUUAUCCACCCUUGUUUUACCUUUUAAAAAACCCUCUUGGAACAAUUACACCAGUGCACACCUUAAUGAGCAAUGAAUGUGUAUGCUUAUAAAGAAACAGCUUACAAGAAACAUGUGUUAUUUCCCAUUGUGGAAAUUAUGGAGCCCAUCUGCCCAAAUGAGUACAGCAAAAUCUGCACAAUUGUGCAAAACAUAAUCAAGGAAAUUCCCUGCAAGCCUUACCUUUUGAACUGGGAGAAAUAUUGAAAGAGUUGGGGUUAGGGGAGUGGGAUGUAGCUAACAAAAACAUACUCAAGUCUAGAAAUCACACCUGUGGCUUCAGAUUUUUCUGGGAUUUCUGCCCACAGUUUGGAUAGUAGUGAAUUGAAACAUCAGUCCUUUGGUUCCGUUUCAUGCACACACAUACCAUGUCCUCAGAAUGGUGAGGCUGGUCCAUAGUAUGUAAAGGGGGGUGGUUCCCAAGAUUAGCAAACCAGAUGCCCCUGGGUUAAAUGCAUCUUAAAGGUACCACAAAAUGCACUGACUCAUCAAAUUAGACGUGGCAUGGUCUGUCAUCAGAAUCCCCUCUUUCAUUUUUUAAAGUAGAAGAAGCUGGUAGGCAGAUGGGGAUCAGGACCAUGAUGCUGGGGGCAGAGGGUUUAAUUUUCCUCUCCCCUUGCUGUUUUCCCAAUUUAAAUGCCACCCUUCCAAAGCUUCUCUUUGCUGAAAGGGGUGGGGAGGGGGGAUAUGCUGGCAGAAGGACUUAGGGACAGCUGACCUGUAUUGCAAAGCCCAGACUGAAGCUAAAAAUUGCCCUCACUUCAGCGGGGGAUGCAGCUGAUUGUUCUGAAUCAAAGUUAGUCAGGGCGGAAGGAACAGAGAUCCCCUUAAUCCAUCCAGCCAUGAGCUGGAGCAAAUCUUUGUUAGGCUUUUCCCCAAGAAGAGGUCUUGGAAAUACAACCCCUUGGCAUGGCCCCAUUGAUCCAAGCUGCUCAUUGUCUGCAGGUCAGCAGCUGCAGAGAGCUGGCUGGGGCCCAUGUUCUCUGUGAUGAUUUAACAGCGCCCGCCCCCAGCUCCCAGGCCUUUGCUUUUAGUAUAAUAACUUCCCAUUCCAGAGCCAGAAUAGAGUGGUGAUGGUGGUAGUAGAACACAGCCCGCUAUUCCCAGAAGGCGCGUGGGGUUAUCUGAGUGUUAUUUUUAGGAAAUAUCAUCGGCAUAACCAGCCUGCAGAAAUAAAAGCUAAAUAAACAAAGCUGCAUUCCUAGGCCACUAGGGUAAACCCAUUAGAGUUCCUGCAACUGAUACACUGAGGAUAUACAAGUAAGCCAGAGCAGUUGACCCCAAAGAGGCUCACAUUUUUAGCUCUGUUUGUAUUGUUCCAGUCUUUGCAAGUAGUAAGUGUUCACAGUGCUUAAUUUGCAUUCUGGUAAUGGCAACAUGUUUUAUUUAAUUUAUUUUCAGCAUAUUUAUGCUGCCGCAUAAUAUAAAGUUCUCUGGGUGGAUUACAAUAAAUAAGAAAACACAACAUGUUCUAUCCAGUGUUGAGUGUGUGGACUUCUCUUUGUGCAAUGGACUUCUCUUCCCUUUCCGAUUCUCCUUCUGCUGUCCUCAGAUCUAUUUUGGAGUGUCCCCUAACCCUCUGGAGCAGAUUUUUGGAGAGCACGAGAGGGCGGAGAUGAGAGGGAAGUUCCAUUACAUGGGUAAGAGUCUUUUCCCCUUGUGGAAGGAAGAUACAACCAUAUGUAAAUAUAAAGUAGACCACAAAAUACAAAAUUUACAAAAAAGCUCAUAACAGGCACAAAUUGAAAAACACAGAUUGAAAAACUGAGAGGCCCAGACUACAUAAGUUGUUUGAAGGCUUGGAUAAACAGAGAUGUCUUCAUCUAUCGCUGAAAAGACCACAAAGGUGGUACCCAGACAAAGCUGUUCCAUAACCUGAUUCUAUUACUGCAAAGGUCAUCUCCUUGGUGGUUACUUGAUAGGUGCAGACCAUAGUCUCUGAAGGUAAACUUAAGGUUCAGGUUGGUAAAUAUGUUCCAUUCAUGUACAUGUUUAUUUGGCUGGACAUACCAGGUUUUAUAUAAGAAGAAUUACUUGGCUGGGUAUGAAAUAAGGGGCCUUCAUUGUGUGUGUGGGAUGGGUGUUGUAGUAUUUAUUCAUUUUCAUAUUUAAACUGUUUAACAUGGUUGUUUUCAGAUACAACUUGGUUUACAUUGGAGCAUAUUACAUGAAGCAAUUACAUAAAAUUAAAAUUUAAACAAUAAACACUCAGAUAAACAUUUCUGGGCAUAUUAGCAAAGUUGUUUCAAAGUGUAUGUACCAAAAUUAUUACAGAUAUGAAAAAUCCCCUGAUCUAGUUUCCAACUUUCUGUUUCCAAUAGGGGUCAGCCAAAUGUCUCUGGAAAAUUUGUGUAGAGAACUGAACCACAACUGGACCAUAGGGCAGUGGUUUUUCAGCUGUUCUGUGUUACCACAUUGCCUUGGUAACAAAUUAAUAGCUAGUAGAUCACAUAUUGCAGGCACACAGGAAAGGAAGCGGGCCAGGCCAGGAACCCAUUAUAGCUAGGAAGAGGCGACACAUGAGAUGAGCAGUACCAAAAACGUGCAUCUGUGGCACUUGUAGUGAGAAAGGAAUGUGGGCAUGAUGGGGCAGUAGCUUAGCUGGUAGCACAAGAGGAAAGGAAUACCUAGCAUGGAACACCUAUCUGGUGGAAAAGGGGAAUCCUGGGAAGCUGAGAAUGACUAAGGGCUUAGAAAUUGGUAGCUAGAGCCAGCUGGCUCCCGUCCAACUGCUUCUUGUGAAGCUCGCCGAGCUCCAGACCACAGAGGUGGGAAAGGAAACUGAGAUCAUCCAGUCUGUUGCCAUGUGCCAGGCCAGGCAAUCCCUCUGCACUGCAUUCCUGAGUGCUGAGUCUAGUGUGACUUCAGAUACCAUGUUCACUUUUCAGAGUCUGUUUCUCAGCUCUUGUAGUAGCAGUACCAGUAAUGUAACUUGAUAGUAGGCCUCAAAAUUACAGUUUUUCUAAUCAUAGCAGCAUACCUUGUCCUUUCCUGGGGGUUGCAGGCCUGUGUCUCCAGUAUGGUUGGUUGGGGACAACUAGUGGAGGCUAAAACUUUAUGGAUGUUGAGUUUUUAUCAAUGUGUAUAGGUGACAGAAAAGCAAAAAAUGUGAUAUGUGUAUAUGACUUCAACACAGAAUGGUGUAACCAGCUAUUGAAAGUCUGAAAUUACUUUUAUGUAUUCCCCACCAGCACCACUUUCUAAAACAAGCGAUGGACAUGUCUGCUUCAGGUGACUGGAACUAUACUACUGGUUUCUAUUUACAACAGAAAUAUCAACCACAAUGAGAAGAAGUUUGAGUUAUAAUUGCAAUGUACAGUCACCUUUCAUGAAUGGUCUGACUAGUAUCCAAAUAAGCAACUCUGGCUGUGGUUUCCAGUCUGGGAAUGGAUGAGAAUUUUGUUCAGUCUGAACUGAACUGAUCUGUUUUGAACUUCCUGGACAAAUGCCAAGAUUGGAACACAACAGUGGGGACUGGCUGGUGCACGUUGGAGCAGGCAAGAGACCAAUAGGAGCUAGAGCCAGGGCCAAGGACAGGCAGAGCCACCCGCCUGACUGGUUGUAAAUAAGAAGGCAGGCAGAUUGGGGGCUGGUUGAGGUUUGUGGGGCAAUGUCCAAUUUGCUGAAAUGGACCAGCCUCCAGUGGAUAAUUAUCCUUAGGAUUUUUUCCAAGUUUUAUUAUAACAUUCUUGUUGAACACCCCACCCACAAAAUGCAAAAAAACACACUUCCUGUAGUUUGUGCUAAAAAAUACUUUUAGAAAUGUGUACAUUGCAAGAAAGUUGUAUUUUAAUAACUCUUUUGUGAUAUGUAUUUAAAUUCAAAUUUUGCAAGGAUUUUUUUUUAAAUUACAGAUUGAUUUGGAAACAGAAAGGAACAAACUAAUGAGUAAACACAUGUGAAAUAGAUGUGGAAUAAAAAUAGACUGAUCUGUCCAUCCUAUUCCAGUCAAGAAUCAGAUGAAGGCCAGUAUCAUUGUAGGAUAUUGGCCAACAAAAUUGGAUCAUCUUAACCAGAUGUGCACCAAGAAGUCAUUGCAAUAAAAGCUCCUGUUAUUAAACACUAGCCCUGCCUGAAGAUUCCAGGCUCCUAAUCAACUCUGUGUUAAAUGGUUCCUUGCUGUAGCCUUUUUAUCUCCCAAUACAAAUGCCAACUUUUCUGACAUGGUGCCUAUGACAGCUCAAGGGCAAGAUGAAAUUCACCCUGUGACAUUUUGCCUGUCUGUCACAGGAAAUCUACCAGAAAAAGAAGGUGGCAAUUUUAUUUAACCCAACAGCUUUUUUCCUUUUUUUAAAAAAAACAACUUUCCUAAUAAGCUACCCUGCUAAUCACUUUUGUAGGGCAUUAACCUUUGUAGUUUGACAUUAAAUACCAGGUUUACCAUUAAAUAGGAUCACAAAGGCAGGAACUUUUCGCACCUUCUCUGUGGCAUGCUUUGCCUCUGAGUUUACGCCCCAAACCCACAGCAGUGCUGCUUGCUGCCCUUAGCCAUAAAAGGUAAAGGGACCCCUGACCGUUAGGUCCAGUCGUGGAUGACUCUGGGGUUGUGGCGCUCAUCUCACUUUACUGGCCGAGGGAGCCAGCGUAACGAGAGCAGCACACGGAAACAUCGUUUACCUUCCCACCGGAGCGGUACCUAUUUAUCUACUUUCACUUUGACAUGCUUUUGAACUGCUAGGUGGGCAGGAGCAGGGACCGAGCAAUGAGAGCUCACCCCGUCACAGGCAUUCGAACCGCCGAUCUUCCAAUCUGCAAGCCCUAUGCUCAGUGGUUUAGACCACAGCGCCAACCUUAGCCAUACUGCCUUGCAAAUCUGUGCUUUAUAUGUUCCGUCUACAUGGAGAUCCUGCACAGAGCCAAUUCUGUUUUCCUGAAUUGUUUCGUACAUCACAGAAUAAUAGAAUUGUAUAGUUAGAAGCAGUGCUCUUUUUCCCCCCCUAAAAAAAUGUUUAGGGUUACUCUCAUUUUCCUACUCAUAUUGAAAUACUGCCCCUCAAUGAGGCCAAACUUAGAUUAACAAAAUGUUUAGGGGUAUGCGUACCCCCAGAAAAUAGUACUGGGUAAGAAGGGACCCCGAGGGUCAUUUGGUCCAACCCCCUACAAUGCAGGAAUCUCAACAAAAGCAUCCAUGACAGGUGGCUAUCCAACUUCUGCUUACAAACUUCCAAAGAAGGAGAGUCUACCACCUUCUGAGGGAAUCAGUUCCACUGUUGAACAAUCCUUUCAAAUAGUCAUGAUCUGAAUGAUUUGCCCAAGCUUUCUUAACUGAUUUUUAUUGUGUUGUUGGCUGUGCCACAUUUGUAGUUACCUAUCACCAUCCCUUCCCCAGCCCCUACGUAUUAUGCUGUAGUGUGUUUAAUCCCCUUUCCAAGCCAUUAGUGCUGCUGAACGCACUUCUUGGACACGCCUUUCGCAUGUUCAUACUUACUGGUUAAUCAUUACCUCUCAUGGUCUUUCAGUUAGGGCUACAGUGUGUGUGACAGUGUUUUGAUUAAGACCUGUUUUGAACAAAGAUCACCAAGUUGCCUGAAACCAUGGCAGAUGGCUCAGACAUAAAGUUGGUGGUUUCUCCAGGAAACAUGGAGGGUGACCGUGACCAGAUGCAAAGGAGGACAAGGCAUCUGUGCCUUUAAUAGUAGUUCUUAGCCUAAAUUACUAUUAAUUCAAUAUUGUGUACACAUUACCAGCUUAAAAAGCAGUGAGGUUGUUCCUCCUUCCCUCCCUGCUGUGUUUCAAUUCACAUGUGCAUGUUGUUGUAAACAUCAGUACAGUUGGAUGUUUUUCCAAGUUGCCUACUGCCUGUCCCCUCCAAUGGGUGAAGAAAGGGCUAAGAUCAUUUUAUUUGUAUUUGGUAGUCUAUGUACACACACCUACACAUGUUCAUAUGCACAACUGUUAAUGUUCUAAGUAUUAUUAUUUUUGAUAUCACUCAUUUUCAUUUGGGUUCCUGUGGCUUUGGCUUUUGUUACUUAUAUUUGGGGAUCCUCUCCUUUUUCUUUACAUGGUUUCCAUUUUAUCCUUACAACAACCCUGUUGUUAGGCUGAGAAAUAAUCAUAGAAUCAUAGAAUUGUAGAGUUGGAAGGGACCCCAAGGGUCAUGUUGUCAAUCCCCUGUAAUGCAGGAAGCUCAACUAAAGCAUCAGUGACAGAAGGCCAUCCAACCUCUGCUUAAAAACCUCCAAGGAAGGAGAGUCCACAACUUCUCCAGGGAGGCCGCUCCACUGAACCGCUCUUACUCUUAAUGCAUUUGAACCUGAGCCUCCCUGCUCCUAAUGCAACAUGCUAACAUCUCCACUGCACUGCAUCUCCGAUGGGCACACUCUAUCUGAUGAGCACAAAGCAGUCUCUGGGCAUACAGUAGUGCUGUGAAUGAAUAUAGCACAGUGCUCUGUAUACUUCCAUGCAAGCUAGGACUUUGUAUUGGGAUCUGUUACGGCUAAUAUGUGUACCAAAAUACAAUUAAAUCAACUUCAGUGCCAGCCUCCUCAUCUUCCUUUGCUGGAAUCUGUAGAAAGCUCAGCAUCUAAAUGCAAGUGACUGUUUUCAGGCCGUAACCAAGCCUUGAGUAAUGCCCAACUUCUCCAGAAUCUCCGCCGCACUGGUUCUAUUUUGGGUGCUGCGUUCAGCUGCAGUUUUCUUAUGCAACCAUGGCAGCCUGUGCAUUGCCGAUAUUAUGAAGAAACAGGAAGGAUGAGGCAUUUACAAUUCCCAUCUCUCUUCCUCCUCCUUCUCUACCUCCUCCAUCUCUGUAUGUCAAAAGCUGCUCUUUGGCCUGGUUUCAUAUGUCACAAGAUUGCCUUUGCACUGGCAUGACAUAGCAUAGAUGUUCCUGCAGCUGUUUUUUUAAUAAGCUAUAAAAUCCAUAAAUGUUGGCUCCUCCUCCAGUCUGGCACAGACAGCUUCUAUGGCUGGCAGAAAUUCCCACUACCUUUGUACAUUGCAGCUACUGUCUAAAGGAGGAUAGGGAUUUCUGUUACCAAGUUGCUGUGGAAGGGAAUUCGUCCCUUAGCAUCAAUCCAGUUUGGCAGGAAAGAAGGGCAUGUUCCCUGACUCACUUUGCCCAAAGUGCUCUGUCCUUAGUGUUAUCAAGGAUGAAGGAUAAAUAUGCACCAUCAAGUUGCUGCACAUGCUGUUGUGGAUACAGUGGUGCCUCGCAAGAUGAAAUUAAUUCGUUCCGCGAGUUUUGUCGUCUUGCGAUUUUUUUCGUCUUGCGAAGCACGGUGUCGGGAAAGUUUUGGAAAAGCUUCAAAAAUCACCAAAGUCUUUAAAAACCUCAAAAAAGGCUACCACAUCGCGUUCUAUGAGUUGCUCCUCGAAGUCAAGUCGCAACUGUAUUAACGGUGUUAAGAAAAAGGAAACAAACUUGCAAGACGUUUCCGUCUUGCGAAGCAAGCCCAUAGGGAAAAUCGUCUUGUGAAGCAGCUCAAAAAACGAAAAACCCUUUCGUCUAGCGAGUUUUAUGUCUUGCGAGGCAUUCGUCUUGCGGGGCACCACUGUACCUAUUUAUCCUUGGCCAUUCUGCACAGUAUUCUGCUUCUCCCUCCCAAAGCAAAUUUGGGUUAGAGCAAUGUUUUGAUGUGUUGUCCCUCCUCUUUCCCCAAGUCAGUUUCCUUAACUUUCCAAGACGUUGCCUCCCAGUCUUCACCUUUGCAGCCCAAAAAGCUUUCCCCACUAGAUAUGCUGCAGUGGGUAGAGUGAUGGAUUAGAACUGAGCGGACCCAGGUUGAAAUCCCUACUCAGCCAUGAAGUUCACUGGCUGACCAUCAGCCAGUCAUCAUCUCUUACUCUGACCUAUGUAACAGGGCUGCUGAGAGAAUAAAAUGGGAGUGAGAGUAAGAGGACCGUGUUUGCCAUCUUGAGCUCCUUGGAGGAAAGGUGGGAUAUGACAAUAAUAAAUAAAUACCUCUUUGGCCUGCUCUGUCUCUCUCUCUCUUAAUGAGUCAGGUGAUAGGUGCGUUCUCACCAUUUGGGAUAAAGUGGCCUUGUAUGAUGACCAGUCAACUGCAUCAAAUAACAAACCAGUGUGAAGUAUCAAGUGCUCUGGGAAGACUGUGCUAAUGUCAUCUCUUCAUUUAGUUAGGUGAUGCAGCACAUGGGGUUGUAAAAGGUUCCCUGUGUCCUUCACUUCUUUGUCGUAAAAACAGCUAGUUUGUGCAAGGCUGCCAUAGUGACAUGACAGUUUCCUCUUAGUGGAGACCUUUGUAAUUUAUGCUUUCAUAAUUUCCACUGUGUUAAGAAUAUGAUUAAAAACUGACUUCUUAAGGGCUGAUUACCAACUAAAUGGGAAGGAAAGCUCUGUUGUGGAAUACACUGGAAAUUCUGUUGCCUUACGGCUUCCUGGAGUGGAGCAGUAGUGGUCACAACCCUGUUUAAAGACCUAUUCGUAUUGUGGUUUGCUUUCUCCUUACACAGUGUCCCUCAUUGCAACAUCUCUGUGGUGACCAUUGUUGGUGCUCUCACACAUUCCAACCAACACUAUAUACAGACCUACAAUAUACUGUACUAUAUACCCUGAGCCCAUGUAUCUGAGGAAACAUCUUCAGUAGAAAGCCCACCCCUUUCUUGCCAGUGGGUAACCAAGGUUUGUCCUUGACUUACUGCUUGUUGUUUGUUUGGGUUGUUUCAUCCCUGGCAGCAGCAACAGCAGGAGUAAGGUUUGAUGUGUGAACUGGCUGAUACUGUCUGUACAGUCAAUUAUUUGAUUUCAAGAGUUUCUAAAAGGCAGAAAGCAUGAGACCUAUCAAAUAUCAAGUAUCCAGCUUCUAACAGCUCUUGUAAUUGUGUGAAAAAGCUGAAGGAGGGAUGUGAUCAGUAGUUUCUAAUAAACUCUUCUCCAGAAGAUUUUAUUUCUACUCUAACUUUUCUAAUGCAUUAAUUUGACAGUUUAAAAAAACCCCACCAUUCCAGUUCUAAACACAGUUUUAUAACUUGGAGAGGAAGCUAUUAAUGUCAUUAGAUCAUUUUAUGCUGAUGAUAACCAUACAUCAGAAUUAAAGCUUGGCUAUUUGUUCUGCUUUCAAACAUGUCAGUUGCAUCUGCUUCCUUAUUUCAUCUCUGUGGUGUCCUUCAGAUAACCUUUUUUUAUUCAGCACUCAUCCUGAUUUGCUUGUGCAGAGUCAACACAGUGGUCAGAUUAAACCAGGCAUGUCUGAAGGCUGUUUUGGGAGCCUAAUCCGGUGUGCCGGUCGAUUUAAUCCAGCCCCCGUGGCAGUAUAUAUCCUUAUGUCCUGGGGUAAAAUCCUAAUCCUAAAAUAAGCUCAACAACUUUGGUCGGCACCCACGCAUGUUCAGUCCAUCAAAUCUGGCCCUCUUUGAAAAAAGUUUGGGCACCCCUGGAUUAGACUCUGCCUGAUUUUUACUGAUAAUUCAUUCUGAUUUGCUUACAAAAUACCGACCGUAUGGAGUCAGGUUGUAGGAAGGUCAUCAGGAUAUGAGGAUACAAUUCCAGGUAAUCAUGAAAGUAGAAGCCACAGCUGGAGCACUGGGAGAGAACGUAAGCACAGUGAAAGCCAAGGUUAUCCAAGUUUUUAUUCCCAUGUCUAGAAGGCCUGCAUGUUUUUUUCUUUUCUUUUCUAGGCUCUGUUCAACUAAAUGGCAGCUCCGGUUCUCUAGAGCAAAUGCUGCUCUUGAUGGCAUGGCAAUUCUGAGUACUACUGACAAUGUGCUCACUAGAGCCAAGUGGAACUGCUUAACUGAGACUAAGUCUCAUUGCAGUUAGUGAGAGCUUCCUUCUGAGUAGACGUGCAUGGCAUUUCCCUGUCACUGUACUGCAAAAGCACAUUCUCAAAAAGAAACCAGAUGUGUCUUAUUGUAAGACAUCCUGUUUUCUUUACAUGACCUCUGGCAAUGUUGUCUAAUAAUUUUAAAAUCAUUUUCCAUUGUCCAAUGUUGCUGAACUCCCAGCUUCAUAGAUGUUGUUGGAUCAACUCUCAGAAAUCCUUACUGCUGGCCAUUUGGAGAUCCAAGGUUCAAAAAAAGCUGCUGUGUAGCAUUUAGUAUCUACCACCAAUUUUCUACAGCUCUUCUUCCAUUUUGUCAUGUUACUGUUCCUUGACAAACAGAGACAUAGAAUUGUAGAGUUAGAAGGGGACACAAGGGCUAUCUAGUCAAACCCCUGUAACGCAGGAAUCUUUUGCCCUAUGUGGGGCUCAAACCCACAACCCUGAGAUUAAGAGUCUCAUGCUCUACUGAGGACAAACUGUUAAAUUUAAAGAGGGUCGUGCUAAAUGAUGAAAAGUGCAUUCAUUUUACGGUGUGUGUGUGUGUGUGCGCGUGCGCGCACCAGAAUUCAAUGUUUCUGUUGCAUUUUAAACCUCUCUUGGUGGAGGGAGUAGAUAUGAAAAACAAAAGAAAGGUGAAUGGUUAAACACCCCCUCCCUUGUCACUUCUCCAUUGCAAACUUACCAUGUAAUCAACAGUGUAGUUUGGUCCUAAAUCCUUGUCUAUAAAAUAUGUGUGCCACUUAUUUCUGAUUUCAAUUCCAUUAUGUUCCAUCUGACUCCAAUUUUAAUAUUUUCAGCAUUAAAUCCUAGUUCCCUCUAGGAUUUAUUUUGCAAGAGAAUAUACUUGUUUAGCCAGCCUGCUUCCUUGGUUGAAGACCAGUUGACAAUGAGAGUUUUUUUCAUUUGUACUUCAUGGUGAAUAUGAAAGUAUGUGAUUCAACAAAAGCUAAUUCUGGCUCAUUCUGCACCACAGUGAAUGGGACUGUCAUUGAAAAAGAGAGGAUCCCACACUCCUGGCUAUUAUGUGUCAUGUUUAGUUGGCAGUGAUAACGAAGGCGCGGAAGGAUCACGCUCAUCAAUUCCGUCCUUGGGGAAAACCCUGCAUGCACUGCACUUAUUACUCCCAAUCUGCUGGCAUUCUGCUCAUUGCUAGGAAACUAAUUAUAGCUUUGAAAUCAGAGAGUGCGAAUGGGGGUAGAAAGCCAAGUAGCAACUGCGUUUCUCACAAAGUGUGGGAGUGGAAGACAGUGCCUUGCUCCAGAAAAAAAGCUGGGAUUAGGGAUGGUGGCAAAAUUCCCUAUUAGCAGACUGAACUGGCCUUUAGUCCACUUGUCUGCUAUCUUUGCAAAGUGGUCUUUCUUGCACCAACUUUCUGUAGAUUUCCCCAAUGCCAGUUUGAUUGUUUUUAGAACAGAGUAUGACAGCAUUUGUACAGAUACAAUUUAGCCAGCUACCACCACCAUCAAAAUUUGAUCUUAACUGUCUGUGCAUGGGGUACUGCUUAAAUUUGUAUUCACUUUAACUUCUAUCUCAUGGAUUCACUACUGAGGUGAUUAUGUUAGCCAUUUACCACCAUUAACAGUCAUUUUUUAAUUGUUAACCUGUCUCUCACUAAUUCGUCCCAUGUGACUUAGCUUUGUACGGAUCCAUCCAAUUUGUGAAUUUUGCUUUAGUUCUUCUAUUACCACCAGCACCUAGGCUCAUUAUUCAACACUGGGACUCGUUUGGCUCUAAAUUCUGGGUCAUCCUGAAACAUUCCCAGCUGGUUCAUUUUUAAUUCUUAGUCCCCUUGGCCAUAAUGACACUAUACUAAAAGCCUCCUCUUCUUUGCUCUUCUUGUAAAGAUUCAUGAAAUAACCUGUUAUUGUAGUUAAUCAUCUCUGCAAGAGUGCUAGGGAGGUUUGGAGCAUUUUUCUUUUUGUAGUUGGCAGACGAACUCUGAGGACAGGACAUGGGGGGGGGUGGCACAUCCUCUCCUGUAAAUCCCCUGUUACUGCCACAGAAAACGUCAGUACCUUCCAUAGCUGAGUGGUAAAACACAUGUUUUUUUCAUGCAGAAGGUCCCAUGUCCUGGCUUCUCCAAUAAAAAAACCCCCUAAUUUAUUUCCCAGCCUAGUUUUAGACUGAAUUUAAUAUCUUCAAAUCUUUAAAUUGUCCAAGAGGGUAUUUGUAAUUCUACAGAAUAUCUACCUUAUUAGGGAAUGCUAUUUUUGGUUGCUGUUGUUGUUUUAAUUAAAAACAACAUGCACAUACUCUCUUGUAAUGCAUGUAGUCUACAGUCCUUUUCCACUUCAUGUAGCCCUGGUGUAAGUGUGUGGGUGAGAUUGAGUAGUAUGCAUCUGGGUCAGAAAGCAAAAGUGACAUUUGCAAUACAUGAUGUGUGAUUUGACCCAUUAGCACUUGAAAAUCACUGUUCAGUUGCAAGCACAGAGAGGUUAUUUUGAGCGGGGUGACUGUGUCACAGACAGGGAUGACAUCACUCCACUUUGCAUGACCUUCACAUGGUCCUAUCUUACAAUCUUUGCUCACUAAUGAAAUUCAAAAGCUUUCACUGGUUUUGUCAGUCCAGCAAUCUCUGCUCCAGUAUUUCUUAUUAAUAGUUAUAGUUGUUGUGAUGAGGAUAUUAUUGUUGUUGCUGCUGCUGUUAAUUAUUAUUACUGUUAUUUUUAUCUCACUUCUGGCUUUUGAAUCAUUACUCUUUUGUCACUUGCUUGGUAUACUUCACCUGAACGUCCAGCUUAUGAUUGCCUUGCAAAAUUCUAGACAGUCUCUCAGUGUUGCUGCAGCAGCUGCCAAGGUUGAAGUGCGGGUCAGGCUGCUGCUCAGACUCCACAAUGGGAGUGAUGAAGCUUAACUUAAAAAUCUCUCUGACUAUACAAAUGCAGAGAAGUCAAUUCCCAAGGCAGCAAGAAGCGCAAAAUGGCAUAAACUUUGCUUUCUAGCAGACCUUAUUUCCAUGGUUCAGAAAGCCUACUAUUUUUUCUUAUAAACCAAAGGGGCUAGAACUAUCACCCUCCCACCCAGCUCCACCUACCGAAACCUGCCUCCAAGGCUGCCCAUUAAGCUCCACCUAAUGCAAAAUGUGGCUGGUUGAAGAGAAACUGUGUAGUGCUCUUACUAGUCCAUUCUUUUUCAAAUAGAAGGGUAAGGGGAAAGGUUUGUUUAUUUAUUAUUCUUACAUUUCCAACACUUUAACAAUAACUCCACGCUGGCUCUCAGUUCCCUCCCUGUGGCAUGGGAUGUCCCUUAGAUUGCAUAGGUGCUAUAAGCAUUUAUCUGUAGUGGCUAGAGAAGGCAAUUUGGGUGUGGCCAUGCACUGGGUUUUGUGGGACUGAGAAAGAAGGUGCUAUCUUGGGUCUGUUUUCUCUGCAGCAGUAUGUGGAGCAGCCCUUAGUUCGCAGUGCCAUUGCUUAGAAAACCUCAUUGAAGGUCAAACUGGAACAGAGACAAAGUUCAGAGAACAGAUUUCAAAGCAGCACUGUAGGUCUCCUGUUCCAAAUUGGAGAGGCUGUAGCUCCAAAAAUGCUGUAGAUCUCAGGAAAGUGUUGGGUUGUUGCUAGUGCUACAAGUGUGUUCAAGAUUCUGUCUUGCACAGUCUGAUUCUCAACCUCUAUUGUUUCAGCUAUGUGUUGAAUUCAUCAAGGACACACUGAGUGUGGAGCAGGCCUGUGAGGCCUUUCAGGUGAGUGGCAUUUCUUCCUCCUCCUCACAGUGCCUGUCAAUCCUAGAGACCUAGAUUAAUUUACAUGAAGGGGCGGAAGACCUUUACUAGGACAUCCUGUUGUCAGUCAGCUGAACAGUUCAGAUUCCCUUCAGAUUAGGCUGGUUCUAAAGAUACGCAACUCCAGUGAUGAAUAUAUAAAAGACAUGGGAUUGUUUGUGUGAUUGGGGGCAGGCUGCAGAGUGGUUAAACAACCAAUCCAUCUUCUCAGGGAACUCCGAGAACUAUAGCUCAGUGAGGGGAAUAGGGGCCCCCUAUCAACUCUCAGCACCCUUAACAAACUACACUUCCUGGGAUUCUUUGAGGGCUCGUUGUGACUGCAUUCAAAGUAAUAUGAUAUCACUUUGAACAUAGUGUAGAUGGAGCUUCAGAUUUGAGGUGGUAAUGUUUUCUCUUUAAGAGCGCCCUAUCCACUUUCUUUAAAGCCACGUAUUUCCAUUUGUUGAAAUGGAACGUAAGUAGUUAUUUCUCUUUUGGCAGUCUAUCUCUGUGAGGCGGGGAUGUUGGCAUGGAUACUACCCAUGUGAUCCAUCAGCCCAAUGGGAUUCUGGCCUUCAAACACUCAGGAAAGUGGCAACAGUGCCUUGAUGAUAUAUUAAUUGGGACUAAUUUAAAACCAGUCAGACGAUUCCUAAUGGGCAAUAGUUAUUCUUGGAUCUCAUUAGCUAAGCAAUAGAAGGUUUUUGCUGCUACGAGGAAGCAAAGGCUUAAUACUACUCUUGUUUUGGCAAUACGUGCACUCUCAUCUCUUUUGGUAUAUAAACAGAAGAAAUUGUCAUAGCCUAUCCCACUCCACCACAGACCUCAUGAACACAGCUUGUAUAUUAUUUUUACAUAUUUAUUUCCUAGCAAUAAAAACAGAACAAAAAAGCAACACAUCACCCAGGGCUUGGUAUCAAUAAAACUGCUAUUACAGCUUCAACCUUCAUCUUCAUUUAUCUGCAGAAAAAAUAUCCAAGCAUCAAUUUCAGUUUGUGAGCUCUUUUUGCCCCUCUGUUAUUGGAAAUGAGCCUAAUCGCCCUCUCUGGAGCAGACUUCAUCAGGAUAAGAAGUGCAUGUCUCAGAGUUAGAGCAAAAAAGCUGCCAAUAUUCUCUCAGCUUUAUUGCAGAUAUUAUGAUUUUAGAUUUUGUGGGUAAGGGACUAAAGUUUUGGAAAGAGGAACUGACCAAGGAGGAGCAAUGCAUAUGCUGGUGAGGAAGCACUAGAAAUAUAUCCUGGUAUAAAAAUCCCUUUUCCAGCUUUGUAUUGCCUCUGUGGUGCCCUCCCUCCUUUACCAUCUCCCUAGAGAUUGUGCUGCCCCUUUCAGGGCAAUGGAGGAACCAUACUCUCUUUGAAUUUUACUCUCCCAGCUCCCACUCCACUAUCUGAGUUCUCUUUACAGGACCUUAGCAAGGCCUCCUGUGGUGCUGCAGCCUUUGUUCUGGCGGCACCUGCCCCUUCGAGGCCGACACUGAGCCCUGCGGGCUGAUUUCACGCCAGCUGACACACACAAGCCAAAUCUAGCAGCUGAAGUUCAGGAGCAGCCGGUAAAUGGGACUCUGGCAUCUACCAGAAACCACUCUAAGCUGGUGACCAGGCAUUAUAAAAUGGGGAGGGGAGGGGAGUCCUGUUGUGCCCGGUUUCCUUUGCAACAAUGCCUAGACGCUUCCUUUAUUUUUGGUUGAUUCUUUGUGUGCAUCCUCUCCCCUGCCCCCACAUAUACCAUGUAUGGGCCAGAAGGAUGAGGAGCUGCAACAAAAGGGUCUGUGCUCACUUUGCCUCAGGGAGCAGCCAGCCUUCUGUGCUGUAUCAACUGCGGCCAAAGGGGAUGGAAACUACCAUGCUGUAAAAUCUUUGGCAAAGGCUGGGGCAGCAUUCGAUUGCUAGAUCCUUGACAUAGUAGGCCAAAUACUAUCACCCCAUUUCUGUGAUCAAACAUUGAAAAAACAUUGAGAGCCAGUGUGCUGUCAUUGUUAGAUUCCUGGGCUAGGACCUGGGAGACCAGGGUUCAAAUCCCCAUUUGACCAUGAAACUCACUGGGUGACCUUGGGCUAAUUGUUAUCUCCCAUGCUAACUUACAUCACUGCGUUGUUGGGAGGAUAAAAUGGGGAAGGGGAGAAUGAUAUCUUGCAUUCCUUGGAGGAAAGGUGAGCUAUAAAUGCAAUUAACAACAACAACAACAUUACUCAGAUGUUUUGGCUCCUGAAUGCCGCAAACCUGGAAGUGAUUGUUCUGGCUUGCGAACGUUUUUUUGGAACCUGAACGUCCAAUGGGGCUUCCAUGGCUUAUGAUUGGCUGCAGGAGCUUCCAAAUCAGAAGCCACAAUUUGGUUUUCAAACGUUUUGGAAGUCGAACGGACUUCUGGAACGGAUUCUUUUUGACAUCCAAGGUACGACUGUAUUCUCUACUACAGUAACUGAUUUCAUGAGGGUCUCAAAUAGGCCUCGCUUGAUAUAGUUUGCCACUGCUCUUUUUCCAUUUCUAUAAUAAAAGGUCAUUUUUUGCAGUGAUGCCUUUCUAGGCUCUGAGCCUAGGAUAACUGGAGAUGCUCCACUGUUGAGUCUUGUUGGCUUCCAUAGGUGCAUGUUGUCACAAACUGAGUCUCCCACCUUGCUUCUCGCUUGUAUCAUGAUCACAUAGCAUCAUAACAUGUUAUGAUCAUAACUGUGAUAUGAUAGCAGGCUACAGGCAAACUGUGACCAAAGGUGUGUCAAGGUAGCAACCCUGAAUGCAACAAAUCCAUAUGUUCUAAAUGCACCCACAUCCUCAUUCCAUGCUUCUCCCUUGUCCACUUGCACCACUCCACACUGCAGGUGGUGGUGGUUAUAGGACUAUCCCAAGCUGUACAGUGGCUGAAUAUAUACCAUUCAAUUAAAGCACAUUAAAAGCACAUGGCUUACCCCAAAGAAUAUUGGGGCCUGGAGUUUGUUAAGGGUGCCAGGAGCUGUAGCUCUGUGUGGUAUAAACUGCCAAAUAUACAUACAUAAUCAUUUAAUUGUAUGCCACCUUUCUACAGUUGAAACCAUGCUCAAGCCAGCUUACAACAUGAAAAAGUUCAAAACACAGCAAAAGUAGUCGGAAACAAUAAAUAAAACAUCAAAAAGUACACAACCAAAUAGAACAAUUUCCACAUAAAUUAUAAUAAAGAUACAAAAAUAAUAUCACUAACAGCAACAGUAAUUCCCUAACCAGGGCACCAGCUGGUGGGAGGCGAGGGCCCUUGCCCUCCCCCCAAUUUUCAAGGAGGGGGAAGGGCCCCCUCAAUAUCCUGUGGCAAUGUGCAUGCCUUUAUUUAUUUAUUUAUUUAUUUAUUUAUUUUUAUUUAAGAUAUUUAUACCUUGCCCUUCAAUAAAAUUAUAUGGGAAUCUUGCAAAAUUUCAGACACAAUGAAAGAAAUUUAAAAAUACCCUUAAAAAAUAUGUGUGUGUCCCCCCCCCCCCCCCAUUUCCUAAUGCAUGCUUUGUGGUUGCUGUUUUCUCAAGGGCAUUUGUGAAAUUUGUGGAGCUAAAGUAGGCUAACCAACUGAUGCUGCUGCUAUUUUUGAAUGAGCCACUGACCCAUAUUUCUGUAGCCCAGGGGCUAUCGCCAUACUAAUUAGGGGAAGGAAAGGGAAUCCUGGACUUAUUCCAGUACAGUAUGCACAUACUCUCACCCUACUGAAUAGGUAACCAGUGCUCUGGUAGCACUAUCUGUGCACCAAUCACCUCUUAUGCAGGUGAUGGUCGGAAAUCGGCCCUUAUGUGGCCCCCACAGUGUAUUCAUACCCUCCAGCCUAGAUAAAGCAUGGUUAGACAUUCUGAUUUUCCCCUUGCCUGUGAGAAGGUAAUCAAAUCUAUCCCUAAGCAGCAAACUCUGCACUGAGCAAUGUGAUGUGGUACAUGCACUCUUUCUUCUGGUUAUAUCAGAAGCUACCCCUAAAUUGUUUGAUUAAUAAGAGCACAAUUUCUUCAUCUUCUUUCCCCUGCCUGUGUAUAUUUUUUACCCCUAUCUUCAAUGGUUCUUCAUGUGUCAGCAAUGCAGAAGGGCUGUACUUCCUGGCUGUAACCUCCAUCAUCAUGUGGUGGCCCCGCCCUCCCAGUCUUAUUGCAUUGAACAUGGAGGCCUGAAGAAGGAAACUACUCCUGCCCAGGCAACCCAAGAUACCAUGUUCUUGGUGAGAGUAGACCCCCUACUGAAUUGAGUCAGGAAUUCCCUUUCCUCCCCCUAAUUAGUAUUGUGAUUGAACCUGCCCUUGGGAUCCAGAAGCCCUAGGCAUGAAAGUCAAGAGUCAGAGUCGGCAGGACACACAACACCAUAGGUGGAAUCAGCGGUCACAGUCCCAUUCUGCCUCUAUGCACAUGCAAAGGUUGUUUUUGUGAAUAGAGCUAAUGGAUUACUGUAUUCUUAACCGAACUAGCAGAAGGACACAGCACCAGCACCAUAUUAGUCCCCACUCCCCACUGCAGUGCACAUCCAUAAGAACUUAGGUCCAAAUACUAAUUGAUCACUAUCAACGUAUGUGGAGCCUCUUUCAUGCUCAUGUUUAGGUUAGCUUCAUCCCCACCUUCAGGCAGAGUCGGUGGAUGUGAGACUAAAACGAGGACUCCUGGCCUGGGGAGUGAAAGCAGUACUAGUUACAAACAGAGCUGUGGGUUCACAGAUACUCCCUCCCUUUUCCUGUUUUGCUGCAAAAAGAGAACAGAUAAAGGGUAAAGCCUCACUGUGCGCUGUUGAUGAACUUUUUGUGGCCAGGUCCAACCCAGUUUACCAGAAUGUCAUCAGCAUGAUGACGUGUGCAAAACUCCCUCAUAUCUGUCUGUUAGGCUAGGUUUCUCCCACCUACGCCAGGAUGGAUUCCCCUUAAGUUCUCUCCUCCCACCCCCAUUACCAGUUAAAAAUAAUAAUACUUAACUUUUGGUACUGUGGGAACAUUUUAUUUGUUUAUAAAAUGAAGUUUCUGUUGCCUUUUGGUCCCCAGAAAGGACCCCUAAUUAUAAUAAUGUGCAACACAAAUAGACAAGAAGACUAAGUUGAGGUGGAGCUAGUUUAAACACAAUCAAGUAUUUUAAAAAAUCUAGAGCCGAUAUAACACCUGGAAGAUUUUUUUCAAAAAGUUUUUACAUCUCACUAAACAACCAUAAGAAUGGGAGCCAAGUGAAGCUCGUGGGGGAAGGUGUUCUUGUGAUAUGGGUGGUGCAACCAAAAAGGUUCUUCUGCGACUGAAUAUACCUUUGAGGGCACUUGGAGAUGGAACAAGGCCUCAGAUGAUGAACAUGGUGGGUGGACCAGUUUACGUGAGGGGAAAAGGCAGUCCUUCGAGUAUCAUGGUCCCACCAAACCAUUUAGGGCUUCAUAGACCUAAAUGUAUCUUAACCAUAUUGGGACUAGUUGCAUCAGCACCUCUACUGCUUCUUUUUUUCCUCUCCAAAGACAAUCUCCAGAGAUGAAAACUAUGAAGCAAUUAUUCAGGUCUGCAGCAAAGCUGUUGUCCAAACUCAGAUGGUUCUGGCUGUUAAACAGGAAAAACAUUUCUUGUUUUCACAGAUGUGCCAUCUGACAGAGUGCAGACAUCCAAGGUUUAGUGGGUAAAAAUAUAAAAUAAUGUUAACUCGCAUGACAAAGUACUCUUUGCAGUUAUCUUCCCAGACCUGCUUAUUGAGCAUUCAUCUCAGUUUGCUUGUACAAAGAGUGGAGAUAAUUCAAUGUUAGCUGCUUCUGAUUUGUUUGCAGGGAGGUUAUACAUAAGUGAGUCAAGUGAUUGUUAUCUUGCACUUUCUGCUGCAUUGCCCUAUCACUUUCCAUACCACAAGAAGUCUGGGUGAUUGUUUUUUAUUUAAAAAAGUGGUUUGCUAACUGCUUAACCUUAAUUUGUCAGUAAGUGACUGAAUCUCACUCAAAAAUAGUGACAGUUUGGAAGCAGCUUGUUUUGCUCUAGUAGAGGAUGUUAAAGUCUCCUUCUCCACAAAUGUUGAUGCCUUGGACAAGACGUGCACUUUCAGUCUUUGGACAGAAAUGUGUUUUAAAGUUGAAGUUUGUUGAGUCAUUAAGUAUCUGAUAAGAUUUGGAAAUAUAAAAUUUCCAUUCAUUCAGACAAAAAUCAGGAAAAGGAAAAAAUCAGGAGGGGAAAAUGCAUCCUGGGCAGCAGGUAGAGGAAUGACUCUUUUGCUUCUUAACAAUUGAGGUGUUGGUGUGACUGGGAUGCCUACCUCCAGCUUCUUCAUUGAUAGUUUUUAAGGAAGCAUUCUAGCAUCUCUCACUUCUUUCUUCCGCAAGAGUUCUUCAAGCGGACAUACACAGAGAGACUGAUUCUCCUAAACACAGAAAACUGCUUGCUUUCUGAAAGCAGGCUGGUUGACUUCUGAUUUGUCACAGGAUUUGCUCUGUUCUCCCUCAUGCCUUUAGCUCAGGGGUGCCUGCCACCUUUGACCCUCCAGAUGUUGUUGGACCACAACUCCCAUCACCCCCUGACCAUUAGCCAUGCUGGCUGUGGCUGAUGGGAACUGGAGUCCAGUGAUAUAUGGAGGGCCACAGACUCCUCAUCAGUGAUAUCACAGGAGGUCCCAUAACUCUUGUUCACACCAUUCUUCCCAUACAAGCCGUCAAAUACAGGCAGCUAUAUAAGGCUAUGGUGAGAAACAAACCAUAUCCAACUGGAGUGGAGGCAGACAGAUAAUCUCCCCACCUCAUGUCUCUCUCUUGGCUGAAUUACAUCUGUGGUAUUCACAGAAUGCAUUUCAUUGACCUGACACCCAAAGCUUAAUGAGCCCUAGGCAAAACCCUUAGACAUAUAAUGGCUACAGAAUGAGGAGAGAGACAGUUAAUUUCACCAGAGACAGCUGGACAAUACAUUUGCACCCCAUUGUGUCAGCUUUCAAGAUACAGCUCAUCCAGUUGGUCUCCAUCCUGUUCUAUAUAUAUAACUGGCUUCUUCCAGUUGAGUUUCAUUUCAGUUUUCUGUUUAGAAGAACCAGGCAUUUCUACCAAUAUAGGAAUCCCUAAGGCUGGAAUGGAUCAUGCUGCCAAAUUGGGUAGAGGCUACAAACCUGGGCUAGUUGUUUUCUAAGAAGGGCAUGGCCUAUGCCAGGCAUGGCCAAACUUGGCUCUCCAGCUGUUUUGGAACCACAACUCCCACCAACCCUAGCUAAUAGGACCAGUGGUCAGGGAAGAUGGGAAUUGUAGUCCCAAAACAGUUGGAGGGCCAAGUUUGGCCAUGCCUGCCUAUGCCCCUUUGUGGGGAAAGCUUUCCAUAUCUGUGAAGUGUUGCUUCUGGGAGUUCCCAUGUGAUACAGGGAUCAGUUCCUGUAGGAGACAUGACAUUUGGUGGUGUCAUAUGUAGUGGGCUAGCCAUACCCAUGUGUCAGAAUUCCCCCUUUUUAGAAGGCUGGGUUGACUGGAACUCAUAGUUUCUACUGCAUUCUCCCUUUUACUCUGUCUGAUAAUAGUGGAAAAACAAUGUUGCUACUCUGGUCACAUGUGGUUUGACGGCUGUUUACAGUGGUCAGCUGGUGCCGUUAAUUGGGAUCGUUAGUUUCCAGCUGCAGGCUUGGCCAUGUGGUAGGGCUGGUGUAUCCUGAAAGCAACCAGCAAGAUAAUGUGGUUUGCCACAAACACAUUGUUUUCACACAAUAGAAAUUGUUUGUUUCUUGCUUAACUGCACAACUUACUCCUCCUAGUUCCCACCUGUAAUUUGUGCUCACUGAGCCUGGGAUGUGUCUGACACAAUAUUCGCUAGUUCUGUCCCCAUGGGAAUCAGCAGAGUAAGCAGACAUCAUCACUUUCUAUGGGGACUGAUCAUUUUCUUUGUAGCAUUGAAUCCACAGAUGCUUCUAUCGCUCUGCAGGAGAUUAUGUUGAUAUAAUUUGGAUUUUCAGAUAGUGAUACAAAGGGCACAUUCCACAGAUGCAUUUCUGGUUUUACUGAGGUGAUACCUGCAAGUUCUGUCUUUAGAGAUGGCCAUGCUUGACCUUUCAAUAAUAUGAAUGUUCCUGUAGAAAGUAAAAAAAAACACACAACACACACACAAAGUGACCCUGUUGCAGACAACAUUAAUUCAGAACUUGGCCUAUGUUUUAAACCAUGUAUACAGUGUCACACUUCUAUAUUGAUAACAUCACAUAAUAUGUUUAACUAGACAUUAGGCAGAAGGUAGGUGGAAUUAGGGAGAGGAGAAACCCUGAGUGACUGCAGGCCCAUGUCUCUCCCAACUUAGAAUGACUAGUGAGCAUUACACACACCCCCACUUUACAUUCAUCAAUUGAAAAGGUGGAACAAAUCCACUAUUUUGUCAUUCUUUACCCAUCCUGAUUGUGAGUUCAAUUGAGUAUUUAAAGGUUAUUAGAUGAUAACUAAUCUCAUCUCACAGUUUCAAGGUGGCUACUUUAUGUUAGCAGAAGCAAUCAGAAUAAGCUUGACCCACCAUGCUUGCUUGCCUCAUUCAGUGCAAGUAGAUACUCCUUGCUUUGUUUACUUGGGGUAUGUUCUCUUCGAAGGGAUGUAAGAAUUGCCCUGCUGGAUUCAAUCAAAGGUCCAUCUGGUGCUGCAUCUAUUUCCAUUAGUAGCCAGACAAAUGCCAUAUGGGAUGCUUAUCUUCAAGCAGUGUACAAUGAAGGUAGAUGUAUGUGGACUAUAGAAAGUAAAUAAUAUGGCUGCUAUCAUUAUGUUUAUCACUGAUGUCCUGUUAAUACCUUUCAGACCACGUAGAAAGCUUUUCUGAAGGCUAUCAAGCACAUUUUCUCCACCAUACCAGAUAUGCUGGUAGAUUUUUCCUGGGGUGUAUCCAGGGAGUUGUGGCAGCCUUUCUGUCAUUGUGGUGGCAUGUUUGGUGUUACACUGGUGAAGUGAGCUAUCCACCACAUACUAUUACCCCUCAAUCAGCUUAUUUUCAAUUUCCUCAGUACCAUCACAUAUCUUUAAUGUCAUUUGCAGUGCAGUCCUUCACAUGCUUCAUUAUAAGUAAGUCCCAUUGUGGAAUAAACUAGGUGAAAUGCCAUUCGCACACUUAGCAUGACUGGCUUUUUAAAGGGAAACUACAGGCCCAGGGACCCCAAUCUGCAUUGAGACCCUGGCUUGGAGGGCAGGGGACUUUAGCUUUUAGGAGAGGGGCUGGUCUUGAUUGAGAUCACAGUACGAGGCAAGAGCUUAAGAUCCUCUAUUCCCCAUUCCUGGGUCUUGCACUCCUGCAAUUUACUUUUAGAAAGGCAUUGAUGCAAUUACAAAUUACAUGAAUAGCCACUUCUAGUUUGGCCCCAAGUUCAGUGGGGCUUACUCCCAAGUAGUGGACAUAGGAUUGCAACCUAAAAUGUUAUGUUUAAAAAUAUUUUUCAAGCAAAGCUUUGCAUUUUUUUAUGGAAGACGUGUAAAUAUUUUAAGAGAUGACAAUUCAGUUAGCAUAAGCUUCUCUUUCAUUGUUUACAUUUUUAAAAGAGAAUGAAGGCAUUGAAAACCAUUAAUAUACUAAUUUUAGCCUGCCUCCAAGAGGUGCUGAUUAGAUCUAUAUAUAUUUCGAAGUAUAGACUUCUGGGUUAAAAAAAUGUUAUAGCUUUGAAACUGCCCAGUCAUUUUGUUACGUUCCAAAUUAAUUUUAUGAUACAAUGCAGUUUUAGAAAUGAGAAAGAUUCCAUGGAAAAAUGUAGUAGUGGAAAAAUUUCUACUCUACAUCCGCAGUAUUAACCCACUGAACACCAAAUCACAAACACAUUUGAUCAUUUUGAACUCUGUUACUUAAAGUACAUUAUAAGACAGCUUGUGGUUGGGUGCAAAAUCAGGUUUUGUGUUUGUAACGAGUAAUUCAGACUGGUACAAUGAAGGUAGGAAUCCUAUGAAGGUAUUAUAUAGAAUGGGCAUAUGGAACAUUAGACAUUAUAUAGACAUUAUAUAUACAUUAUAUAUAGAAUAGACAUUAUAUAGAAUGGGCAUAUAAACAGCUCUCGGCCCCAUCUCUUUGAUUUCCAGAGGAACCUUGCUGUUCUAGAACACACAGGCUUGCAUUUGGUCCUGGGAAAGGAUCUACUGAUUGCAGAGACUUUCCCAAGUUUACCCAUAACAUACCCUCCAACAAUUCUCUGAUGAAAAUAGGGACGUCCCAUUCCAUAAUGAUAAUUUUACUAUUUAUAACCUCACACAUCCUACUGCGUUGCCCCAGCCACUCUAGGCAGCUUCCAACAUGUAUAAAAAUAAUAAAAAACAUUAAACAUUAAAAAACUUCCCUAUACAGGAUUGCCUUCAGGCAGCUUGGGGCUCGAAUAACUCCAUACCCGCCAACAUUUCUCCAACGAAAAUAGGGACGUCCUAAGGAAAAGCGGGACAUUCCAUGAUCAAAUCAGAAACUGGGAUGGCUUCUCUAAAUCAGGGACAUCCCUGGAAAAUAGGGACACUUGGAGGGUCUGCCAUAAGUAUCUCCAUUGUGGGAAAGGGGAGGACUUUUGAUGGUGUUUCUUCCAGGUUCAAAUACUUAGAAUGAAAUGAAAAGCAAACUGCAGCCAGCUCUGUCACUCCCAACCCACGAUCCUUUUCUGCUUCUCCUCUACCUAAAGCCCCAACAUUCUUUCAUGGAUGGGCAUCUGGUUGGUCUGUGUGAGAACAGAUUAGAUGGACCUUUGGCCUUAUCCAGCAGAACUCUUCUUACGUUCUCUCAGCUUUGUCUCUUUAAACACAGCCUUUUAUCAAUUUUUCUUCUCACUCUCUUAAUGGCAGGCAGCUGUAGCAUAUGGGCAGAUGGAUUUGCAGAUACAUUGCCUGGCUUUCAUCGAGAGUUGUACUCAGGUAAGCACAGGACAAGUGCAGAGGUUUCCCCAUGAAAUAUGGAGGUCCUAUUCUAAUUAGACCUCUUCCCUAUAGGACCAUGUUUGUUGUUUGUGCAUUUGAUAUAUUUAUAUCCCACCUUGCUUCCAUUACAGUGGCAUAUAUAGGGUGUCCAGAGUUGCUGUGUCAUGUGCUUUCAGACCAUACUGGCUCAGUAUCAUGAUUUGGUUAUGCGGGGAACAGGGUGCCACCGGCAGACAUGACCUGUCCUCCAGAUUACAUCAUCUCUCAGUACCUCGGUGCAAUUGGGAAGGGUGGUGGUCUUUGUGCUUCAUCAUGGUAGGAAGAGGACUCUAAUGCAGUUUAUCUCACCUAUUUCAACCCUAAACUCUCUAUGGACAUACCAUGGGUACCUUACUCCUUAGCUGUGGCCACCAUUUUUUAGUGACAGAGGAGUUCUCUCCACUCCACAGAUGAGCUGCAUAUUUUCCCCCAGGACGUGGUGCUAACACGUGGCUUCUUGGAAUUGUCGGAACUGGCAAUGCAAACUAUCUUGCGCAGUGACUGUUUGGCCAUCGAUGAGGUGAAGCUGAUUCGUGCUGUUCGGGAAUGGGCUCAUGUUGGAUCCGUAAGUGCUCAUUACGUGGCGAGGAAAGGGAGAAAAGGGAACAAAGGGAGCAGGGAUUGAGGAUCCCACUCACAGGGUUCUCUUGGAAGAUGUAUAGAGCUGAAAAAGCCAUGAUGGGGAGGAAUGAUUGUGGAUGCUCCCUGGUGAUAGCAGGUUGCUGUGGAAGUGGGGAGGGCAUAAUUUUGCCCCACUUAAGUUGGAGAGGCAGCAACAGAAGAGAGAGUGCUGAUGCUCCAUAUAAACACAGGCUUGCGCAGUUGGUGGGUGGGGCUGGUUGUCUCUGCUGUAUUUCUGUAUUUCAGUCAGCUAGUAGUUAUUAUUGUCUCCAUAUGUUAGCUGUUUUAGUUUAUACUGAUGUUUAAGAGGAUCUACGGUAAUUGUUCUGUGUUGUAUUUUUUGGUGAUAUUUUUAUAAUGUUGGGAACCACUCAGACAGUUCUUGGAGGAAUGAAACAGUAUAUAAAUUACCUAAAUAAUAAAAAUAACUGCAACCCAUUGGCCAAAGGCAGCAACUUACACCUUUCUUGAGUAUAUAAAACGUUUUCCACAGAAUUAUGUGGUUGGAAAAUAAAUGUCCAACCAACAAACCACUUCACAUUAAUAGCAGAUGUUAAUCUACAGUUAUUUGCAGGUUUUCCAUAGCAUUGGCGUUAGGGCUCCAACUCUCUCACACCCACCCACACUGAGUCCACCUCCCUCAUUUGAUUACCACCAGGCCUGGCUCCAAGAUAGAAGAUCUUGGUUUUCAGACCAGCCAAUCAGGCACCGCAACUGCAAUAUUCUAAACCUAAUGAGCCAGUCCAGUGCUCUCCUUCAGUAAAUUUGCUUAGAGCCAACCACCUACCAACCAACCAACAGAAUCUAGGCCACAGUGUGUUCCAAGCAGAUAAGAAAGGGUUGUAGGAUAGAGCAACUGCUUUGCAUGCAGAUGGUCCCAAAUUCAGUCCCUGAGAACUUGAGGCAAGGUUGGAAGAUACUCCUGUCUGAAAUACUAGAAAGCCCUUGCAAGUCCAUAUGGUAGACACCACUGAUCUAGACACUACUGACUCAGCAUAAGGUAGCUUCCAAUGUUCCUAUGAUGCACUUGCCCCAGUGAAAUGACAGCCAUCAGAUUUCCCUAUGUUCUUAUCAAAAGCUGCCUACAAAGCAAGUAGCUCCAGCUUAACUAAGAAAGAGAGAUGAGACACAUCCAGGAGAACAUGGAAACGUUCCCACUGGUGCCCCCAUCACAUGAGUUUUCCCUAUUUCUACCCAGCUGCAAGAGCACGGAGCAGGGCCCACUAGAUCCCAGGAAUUCUGAGGUGCCUUUCUCUGAUACUCCACAUCUCCCAUUGUUUGACGACCCACUCCCUGGAACUGAAAAUUAUUUCCUUCCCUUUCCCCAGAGUUUCUGCUGCAUCACAGCAGUUCAGAACUAGGACAGCUUGUGACAUGAUUGCUUAUCCAGGUCUGUCAGCAGCCCCUCUCCCCUGGCCUGUGCUGAUCCUGAACUCCCUUCUUGCAGGCUGUUCUAGACAGGACUGUGCACGAUGUGGCAGCAACAGUGGUGCCAGGGCUGCGUCUGGAUCUGCUGUCACCAAGUGAGCUGACCACGCUGGAGGAGGAGAACAAGAAGGACCAAAUGAUUCCAGUGAGAGAGGCUACCCACCUCAGUAAUAGCUUUUUGCAGCAGCUUGCAUGGAUCACAUGUCUCUCCCUGUCUUUAGAGCGCUUGCUCCUUCUUUUCAUAUUUAAUUAGCUAAAAUUAGUGGCAGAGAAGAAGCACCUUUCCUGUGGUUUGCAGAAGUACAUAAGACUUUUAGGGGAGUAGGGAACCUUGAGGGAGGUGGGACCUAAAAUAGCUCUGUGACGAGUGAGAAUGCUCAGUGGCCGGAGCACAGAAUACUGACUAACUCACUGGGGAAGUUGUGGAAGGGAUGAUGAUACAGGAACAGAAUGAAAUAUCCUGGAAGAAAGCAUCACUGGGUCAGUGGAACCCUGGACAAGAACACAUGUAGAGUUCUGAGACCAAGAGAGUUUGUUGGUUUACUAGGUGAUGGCCUCGGGGCCCCUGAGAGAAGAGAAGUGGCCAUCUCUACUUCUUCCAUCUGCUUCCCACUGUAUCCUCCUCAAUUCUCCUGCUUAGACACCAUUCUGCUGCAUUACCCACCUGGGUAUGGUUCCUGCUGAUCUUCACUCCUGUCCAGCACUGGCCUGAAUAUAAUGGAUUUGUUUCUACCCUUGCCUAGGUGGAAAGCCUGGCUCAGGCCUGGAAGAUGCAUGCACUACGGAAGGGGUGUGGAAUGCGAUCCUCCUUGUGCCAGCGCCGGCGUGGAACACUAUCGCGGGAACAUCAACGCCCCCUUGACCCACAGCACAAGUGA
Molecule: messenger RNA, 45819 nt
Organism: Podarcis lilfordi (Lilford's wall lizard)
Lineage: Eukaryota; Metazoa; Chordata; Lepidosauria; Squamata; Lacertidae
Source: the annotation of a GenBank genome assembly